UAGACGCGAUCAGUAGGCGGAGUCGGGGUGUGUGUGAAAGUGCGCGAGUGAUACAACAAUACACCGCUGCAUGGCGAUCUGACAAGGACUAAAUACCAUGGCCACGGCAAAAAUGAAGAUAGUUUUGCCUCUAGUCGUGUGGCUAUCGAUAUUAACCAAUUAUGUACAUGCACAAGGUGGUAUAGGUUUUGGAAUUAGGAAAGAAAUAUUCUUUUUAAAUUUAGAAGAUGGUUACUUCGGAUGCCAAGUGAAUGAGUCUACGGAUGUCCUGCAGCUGUACGAGAUCUCGAGGAUAUGUGAUGGGACUCCGGACUGCUACAGGGGAUCCGACGAGCUACGGAGGGAACUCAAAUGCACGAAUGACUGCCAUAAAAAGGAUGGGUUAAGAUGCCAGAACGGCGCUUGCCUCGACUCCCAGUGCCACUGUAACGACGGAUACGGUGGUUGCUCCUGCGAGGUGCCGGACGAAAACGAAUGUAAAAAUCGACCUUGCGACGUUUUCGCUCAUUGCACCAAUACGCUAGGCAGCUUCCAUUGUACCUGCUUCCCCGGCUACCAGGGGGAUGGAUUCUACUGUCAAGAUAUUGACGAAUGUAAAGAUCCUUCAAUAGCCGCAAGAUGUGUUGAAAAUGCCGAGUGUUGUAAUUUACCUGCUCAUUUCGUUUGUAAGUGUCUACCCGGUUUCGAAGGAGAUGGGGAGAUUGAGUGCAGAGAUAUUAAUGAAUGUGCUCAACCUAAUAUUUGUGGCCACAAUGCUGUUUGUCACAAUGUACCUGGAAAUUACACUUGCCACUGUUUGGAAGGUUAUCAUGGAAAUCCUUUUCUUGGAUGUGAAGAUGUGGAUGAAUGCUCAUACGAAGGUGCUUGUGGACCUGGAGCCUUGUGUACCAAUGUUCCCGGAGGUCACACUUGUGCUUGUCCUCUGGGCUACGAGGGAGAUCCGGUGGUCCAAGGGUGUGUGGAUGUCAACGAGUGUGCUAGAAACCCUUGCGGACGAAAUGCUCAAUGUUCUAAUCUGCCCGGAAGCUUCAAGUGCGACUGUCCCCCAGGAAGUAUAGGAGACCCUAUGCAUUCCUGCUCAGAUAUUAACGAGUGUGACUCGUCACCUUGCGGCAUCAACGCUGAGUGUGUCAACACCAACGGCAGCUACUCCUGCGUCUGUCCCCCGGGCCACACCGGCCGUGCGGAGACCGAGUGUGUGGAUGUCAAUGAGUGUGGACGAGCCAACGCAUGCGGUGUCAACGCAAAGUGCUUCAAUGUCCCUGGCUCGUUCAAAUGCUUAUGUCCUCAGGGGUUCAGUGGACAAGGCCAUACGUUUUGCCAAAAUAUCAAUGAAUGCAAACAAAAUCCGUGUGGCCCGAAUGCAGUGUGCACAGAUACUGUUGGAAGCUUCACAUGUUCCUGCAAGGAAGAUUACACUGGGGAUCCUUUCAAAGGAUGUAUUGACAUUGAUGAGUGUACUGCCUUGGAUCGGCCUUGUGGCACAAACGCCAAGUGUGAAAACGCUGUGCCUGGAUACAACUGUGCCUGUCCUCAGGGGUACUCGGCCAAGCCUGACCCGAAAAUUGCUUGUGAACAGGUGGAUGUGACAGUGUUAUGCAAGAGCAACUUUGACUGUGUCAACAACGCAGAGUGUGUGGAGGGUCAGUGUUUCUGUCAGUCAGGAUUCAAGGCGCAACGCUCUGUGUGUGUGGACUUGGACGAAUGUGGAGCCAAGCCUUGCGGACCUCACGCAACAUGUACCAACACGCCCGGUGGCUUCCAGUGCCACUGUGCACCAGGAUAUAUUGGGGCUCCCCCCACCAUGUCUUGUAAAGAACCAUGCAAAGAUGUUACAUGCGGUGAACACGCCUUCUGCAAGCCUGAUGGAAACGAGACGUACUGUAUUUGUGAGGACGGAUGGACUUUCAAUCCACUGGACAUUGCUGCUGGCUGUAUUGAUAUUGAUGAAUGUGACAAAAUCAAUGGACCAUUUGGCCGCUGUGGUGUAAAUGCAAUAUGUUCUAACACUCCUGGAGGCUUCAAUUGUCAGUGUAAGCCUGGGUUUUCUGGCAACGCCUUCAAACAAUGUUUUGACAUCAACGAGUGUUCCCGAGCAGACACAUGUGGUCCAGGUGCUGUAUGCACCAACUCUCCCGGAUCAUUCACCUGUCAAUGUCCUGACGGAACACUCCCAGAUCCCUCCCCGGAGGUGAGGUGUGUCACCAUCGUUACAUGCAAGACCAACACAGAUUGUCCUGGCAACGCUAUCUGUAACCCUGAGAACCGCUGCUACUGCCCUGACCCCAACAUCGGCAAUGAGUGCAGGCACCCAUGUGAGGGCGUGACCUGCGGCCCCAAUGCACAGUGUAUGCUCAUCAACAACCAAGCACAAUGUCUGUGUCGGGCUGGCUACACUGGUAAGAGCUCAGGCUGUGUGGAUGUCAAUGAGUGCCUCACCAACCCUUGUCCUGUUGGAGCUGUCUGCAACAAUGAGCCUGGCAGUUACUCCUGUCAGUGCCCUGGAGGAGCUGCUGGUGACCCGUACAAGGAUGGCUGCUCUCAGCUCAAGGUACCUGAGUCGUGUGGUCCACAGUUGCCUUGCUCUGACACGGAGGUUUGUGUGACGGAUGAAUACCUCCGCCAUAAUGUGUGUAUCUGUCAGAGCGGCUACAUCCGAGACACCAAAACAGGCAAAUGUAAGGACAUCAACGAGUGCAGCCCCAGCUAUGAGAAGCCUGCUUGUGGCCUCAACGCUGUGUGCAAGAACAUGCCUGGUAGCUACGAGUGUCAGUGUCCUCCAGGAUACAAUGGCAAUCCAUUUUCUCUUUGUGAAGAAUGCAACAGUGUGGAGUGCCAAUGCCAGCCACCGUACCACCUGGUGAGAGGGGAGUGUGUACUAGCUGACUGUUCCAAGGGCAAGUGUCCUCCAGGUGCUGAGUGUAUCACCAUAUCAGGGGGAGUCAGCUACUGUGCCUGUCCAAAGGGCUCUAGGCCUGCUGACGAUGGAACAUGCCAAGAUAUAGAUGAGUGUGUUGAGGCGGGUCACGGACAGGUGUGUGGUUAUGGAGCACAGUGCAUCAACCAGCCGCAAGGGUUCACUUGUGUGUGUCCACCUGGCUACAGUGGUGACCCGACACGGUUCUGCUCACCUGCACAGGUCAAAUGUGUCACACACAGUGACUGUGGAGCCAAUGAGCAAUGUGUGCAGCCCGGGGAGUGUGUGUGUCCUCCUCCCUACUUCACUGAUGCCACUGACGCUAACAAGUGUAAAAGCCCAUGUGAGAGGUACCCGUGUGGGAUGAACGCUCAGUGCUCUCCCACAGACCCACCACAAUGCCUGUGUCUACCUGGCUUCAAAGGAGACCCCCACCAUGGCUGUGUGGAUGUCAAUGAGUGUGCCAGCAACCCUUGUGCAUACGCUUCUCGCUGCAUCAACGAGAAGGGAGGCUUCAAAUGCAUCUGUCCCCAUGGCAUGACUGGAGACCCCUACAGAGGAGGAUGUAUUGGCACAAUAUCCCCGAAGGGGGAGUGUACAGUAGAUGAUGAGUGUGCUGGUCAGUUGGCUUGUGUCAACCACGAGUGUGUCAACCCGUGCAACACUCUACCAUGUGGUGUCAAUGCAUACUGUGAACCUGAGAACCAUGCUGCGUGGUGUCGCUGCUACCCAGGUUUCCACGAGAACCAGCACGGGGAGUGUGUGUCAAUGUGUGAAGGAGUGAUUUGUGGACGAGAUGCUCAGUGCAUCGUCACUACGUCAGGACCAACAUGUAAGUGUGUGGAAGGCUAUAGAGGCAACCCGUUCCCCGGAGGCUACUGUGCUCCGGACGUGUGCUCUGCUGCUACUCCAUGUGCUCCACCCUCCGUCUGUAUCGGAGGCAGGUGCAAGGAGCGUUGUGAGGGUGUGGUGUGCGGAGUCGGAGCUACCUGUGACCCUGACACUAACCAGUGUGUCUGUCUACCACUGUUUGUGGGCAACCCAGAUCUGCUGUGCAUGCAACCAUCACUGCCACCAGCAUGUACCCCCAUGUGUGGCAUCAACGCCCACUGUGAGUAUGGAGCCGUUAACCAAUGUGUGUGCAACCCCAGCACUUCAGGCAAUCCCUACAAGGAAUGUGGUCCGCAAGACAAGCGACCAGUAUCAUGUGACUCUGGAGUCUGUGCACCCGAGGCGUUGUGCAAGGAGAGUGCGACCGGUGUCGUCUGCUCUUGUCCUACUGGCUUCCGAGGCAACCCUCAUAUCAAGUGUGAAGAUGUGGAUGAAUGCGUUGGAAAUGCUUGUGGAAAUAACGCUGUAUGUAUCAACACGCCUGGCAGCUUUGAUUGUCGAUGUAUUGAUGGCUACGCAGGCAACCCCUUCACUGGUUGUCUACAACUUGUUCGUCAGCCUUGCUCAGACCCUCUCACUUGCACUUGCAGCAAUGACAGACCUUGUCCUUCUGGAUUCACUUGUAAGAGAGGUCAUUGCAAGAACCGUUGUGAUGGAGUGCGGUGCGGCCCAGGAGCUGCUUGUGUCAAUGGAAAGUGUGUUUGUCCUCCUGGUCUGUCAGGAAACCCCAACAACAUCCAGAGUGGCUGCAAGGUGGAAGGCCAGUGUAGCAAUGACUUUGACUGCAAGAGUGCUGAAAUUUGCUUUCAGUUUAGCAAAAACAUGCGUAAAUGUGUAGACGCGUGCAGCAAGUUACAGUGUGGGCUUAAUGCAUUGUGUGUUACUGAUCAACACAGAUCAUCUUGUAUCUGUGCUGACGGCUUCACAGGUGACCCAGGAGAUCUAACUAUCGGUUGUCAGCCAGAGAGAACUUUGACAGCAGCUGAAUGUUCCAAAGAUGAAGAUUGUAAAGCAGGAAUGAUCUGUGCUAUUGACACUAAUGGAGUUAAUGUUUGUGCUAAUCCAUGUGCUACCGUCGCUUGUGGUCAAAACGAAGUAUGUUCUCUCGAUAAUGAAAGCCAUCCGGUUUGUCAAUGCAAAGCCAGUUUUAAAUGGAACCCUGUCACAUCUUCUUGUGAGAAACCUUCAUUGCCGGAUUGCUCUACGAAUGAAGAUUGUUUGGAAACAGCACAAUGUAUACCAGAUCCUCUCGGUGUUUUAAAAUGUUCUGGAAUCUGCUUGGAAUUUACAUGCCCGAGUAAUGCAGUUUGUGUUGCCUUUAAUCACGCUGGACAUUGCCAAUGUUUGCCAGGGUUUACAGGCAACCCUAACGACAGAGAAGGAUGUAAAUUAGCCAUCAACAACCAGUGUAAUCAAGAUGGGCAGUGUCCUGAGACUGACACAUGCAGACUGGACUCACAAACUGGAACAUUAACAUGCCAGCCUGCUUGUGAUAAAGUCAACUGUGGACCCCAAGCUGUCUGUGUAGCCAAGAACCACGUGGCACAAUGUCAGUGUCCACCGGGCUUGUUCACUGGAGAUCCCAACACUUCAGGAUGUCAAGCAGUACCUUGUGUCUACAACAAGGAUUGCCCUUCUCAUCAACUCUGUAACCGACUCAGCCACACUUGCAUCGAUGUUUGUGAAGAGGAAUCAUGUGGAGCCAAUGCAGUUUGCAUACCUGAAGAUCACAAAUCAAUUUGUCAGUGUCCCAGCGGAUUCAAGGCCAAUCCGAUUCCAGAUGUAGAAUGUGUUCCUACUGAAGUUUGCAGUCCCAACCCUUGCCAUCCUACAGCACUUUGCGAAUCCACACCUUCUGUCGGGCAUACUUGUAAGUGUCCUCCAAAUCAUGUCGGCGAUCCAUUCACAGAAGGAUGUUGGCCUGAAGGGAACUGCCCGAACGGUAACAGAGAUUGCCCUGAUCAGUCUGUUUGUGUCGGAGGAAAGUGCAUGAACCCUUGUGACGGGGCAUGUGGUCCUAACACUCUGUGCAAUGUUAUCGACAGGAAACCUGUUUGUGAUUGUUUACCUAAGUUCACUCCUCUGACCAAGAAUGCAGCUGAAGGCUGUUUGAGGGAGUUGUUCAGCUGCACAUCAGAUAUCGAUUGCAACGGAGACAUUUGUAUCGAUGGUCAAUGCAAAGUUUUGUGUCGCAAGUCGGAAGAUUGUUCUGAAGGAGAGAGAUGUGUAGCCAACAAGUGUCAACUGCCCUGUGUGAGUCACUCACAGUGUCAGCCCACACAGGCUUGUGUCAACAGUGUGUGUGUGCUCGGCUGCCGCAGUAACAAGAAUUGCAAAUCCAGCCAUGCUUGCAUUCAAAACAAAUGCCAUGAUCCGUGCACUGCCCAAGGAGUGUGUGGUCCCAAUGCUGAAUGUUCUGUAGUCAACCAUGAGACCAGGUGUGGCUGUCCUGAAGGCUUCCAAGGAAACCCUUCUCCACAACAAGGGUGUGUUAGAGUUCCAGUCGGCUGUAGGAGCAAGGACCAGUGUGUGCGUGGCCAGCUGUGUGUGGAGCAUGUGUGUAAGCAUCCUUGUGGUUCCACUACUGACUGUGCCAGUGGUGAACGUUGUGACGCAGGUGUCUGUGUACAAGUAUGUUAUGGAGACAGCAACUGUUUGGCUGGAGAACUCUGUGUACAAGGCACGUGUAGGCCUGGCUGUGCUUCAGAUGCUGACUGUGAUGUCAAUCAUAUCUGUUUGGAAAACCAAUGCAGGUGUGGUGCAGGUUUCAAAAUGACAUCCCGAGGCUGCCAAGAUAUCAAUGAGUGCCAGCAGAAGCCCUGCCACAGGAGCGCUGUGUGCAACAACACGGUUGGCUCAUUCAAGUGUUCGUGUAAGCCAGGGACUGUUGGAGACCCUUACCUCGCCCCUGGCUGUGUCAGUCCUGAAGAGUGUUUGUCAGACGGUGAUUGUGCAGACUCCCUGUCCUGUGUGCAAGCCCAUUGCACAGACCCUUGCACUCUCACACAGUGUGCACAGACAGCUGUUUGCUCAGUACAAAACCAUCAUGCUUUGUGUUCUUGUCCUCCUAGUCACAUCGGCGAUCCCACCAAUAUUAAAGUCGGCUGCUUCAAGGUUGAAUGUGUGGAAGAUAAUGAAUGCCCUCUGGAAAAGUAUUGCGACCAAAAUAACAGAUGUUCAAAUCCUUGUGAUCUGGUGGACUGUGGUAGAGGCAGCUGCCUAGUGAACCAACACAAAGGUGUCUGCGCUUGUAACGAAGGCUACCAGUAUAUUGAUGGUACUUGUCAAGACAUUGACGAAUGUCUCAAUAGCCCAUGCCAUGAGACCGCCAUAUGUCGCAACGUGCCAGGGACGUUCCAAUGUGCCUGUCAGGAAGGUCUGGUUGGUGACCCAGUGACUAGUGGCUGUCGCAAGCCGGGUGACUGUGUCUCAGACUCUGACUGCCCCUCCAGUGCGGCUUGCAUCAACAGUAGGUGCCGCAAUCCCUGCGACACUCCCACAGCGUGCGGUAUCAACGCAGAGUGUAUGUCUGUCAACCAUAGUCCUCAGUGCCGCUGCCCCUCUCACACCAGAGGAGACGCCAAGGUGGAGUGUGUCAGAGUGGAGUGUGAGGAGAACUCAGAUUGUCCCAAGGCUCAUGUGUGUGUCUCCAACACGUGUCGUGACCCAUGUCAAGUGCCGGGUAUCUGUGGGCCACACGCAGAAUGUAAUGCAGGACCCGGGCAAGGGCAGACCACAUGUACCUGUGCUCCGGGACACACCGGUGACCCGGACCUGGGAUGUGUGCAGAUACAGUACUGCGCCGGUGACAAUCAGUGUCCAUCAGGAACCAGCUGUAGCAACGGCGUGUGUCUGUCACUGUGUACAACUACCAGAGAAUGUGUGGGUGACCAGAUGUGCAUAGAAGGAGUGUGCCAGCCGACAUGUAAGAGCAACAACACCUGUCCUGACCUGCAGUAUUGCCUCAAUGGUAUCUGUGUGCAAGAAGUACGAUGUCGUAGCAACACAGACUGUGAUCUCAGAGACGCUUGUCAACAAAACACUGUCGGACAGGCGGAGUGCAAGUCCGUAUGUGACGGAGCUCCAUGUGGUCGAAAUGCUGAGUGUACAGCAGUCAACCACCAGCCUAAGUGCACCUGCAAGCCAGGCUACCACGGCAACGCUCAGCUCGGCUGUCAGCGCAUCGAGUGUCGCACAAACAAUGACUGUUCCAAUGACAAACUCUGUGAGGACUACAUGUGCAAGAUAUCCUGUCUGGCUCACAACCCUUGUGGCCAGUACUCACUGUGCUCAGCGGAGAAUCAUAAACAGGUGUGCUACUGCCAGCCUGGAUACACUGGGGACCCUCAGCUAGGAUGUACUUUGGUAGAUUUCUGCUCCUCCUCACCAUGUGGGCCAGGUGCUCACUGUGACAACUCACGAGGCUCGUACAAGUGUCUGUGCCCCCUGGGUACUGUAGGUGACCCGUACAAGGACGGCUGUAAACCUCCAGCUGAGUGUGACACUGACCAGGACUGUCCUCCCACUACCUCCUGUGUCCAGGACAAUGGUGUGCCUAAGUGUAAAGAUGUGUGUGAGGGUGUGACAUGUGGACCUCACGCAGACUGUGUAGCCAAUGAUCACACAAGCUCAUGUCAGUGUGCGGCUGGAUACCAAGGCGAUGCUGGUGACUAUAACAUAGGCUGUCAACCAACACCAGUGCACUGUGACACCAGUAGUCAAUGUCCUCAGAACACCUACUGCUACCACCAGACAUGCAGACCUUGGUGCCAGUCAGACAGUGAGUGUGGCUUGACAGAGCAAUGUGUACAAGGCCAGUGUGUCAACCCUUGUGAGAGUCGAGGAAUUUGUGGCGUCAAUGCUGAGUGUCGUAUCUACAAUCAUGUCAAGCAGUGUAGUUGUCCUCCUGGCUUUACAGGCAAUCAUUCUGUGGAAUGUGUCAGAAUUCCAAUCUCUUGUUCGUCCACUGCUGAUUGUCCCGAAGACAGCCACUGUGAGAACAGCAUGUGUCGUCCUGUGUGUCAGGCUGAUAAUGAUUGUGCAUUUAAUGAAAAAUGUCUCCAAGGAAGCUGCAUAUUGACCUGUAGAGUUGACCAUGAUUGUUUCCUGGGCCACAUCUGUCUCCACAACAUGUGCAUCUUCGGUUGCCACUCUGAUGAAGAUUGUUCAGCCAGUGAGACCUGUAGGGACAACAGGUGUACCAACCCUUGUGCCUUCAACCCUUGUGGACCCAACUCUGUGUGUGCCAUCACCAACCAUAGGGCUACCUGCUCCUGUCGUCAGGGGCUUGUACCCAAUCCUUCUGCUCAGGUCGCUUGUGUCAGAGCUCCAGCACCUCCUUGUUCAGAGAAUCGUGACUGCGGAGACGGAUACUGGUGCCAGGAUGCAGUGUGUCGUCCAGUCUGUUCCUCUGCUGUCAACUGUCUGAGCCACGAGCAGUGUGACACAGUCACAGGCGUGUGUAAGCCUCUAUGUCGCAAAGAUGACGACUGUCGUAGUGGAGAGGUCUGUGAGAACCUCAUGUGUGCAGUCGGAUGUCGCAGCGACAACAGCUGCCCUCUGGACAAAGCUUGUGUCAACAGCAAAUGUAUAGAUUUAUGUGCUUCACCUACUGCGUGUGGAACCAAUGCUGCUUGUAUCAUGCAUAACCACCAGAAGCAAUGCACUUGUCCUCCGCCACUGUUGGGCAACGCAGACGUAGGCUGUCAUCACAUGAUCUCUCCCUGCGUGGACAACCAAGACUGUGAGGCUACUCAGUCCUGUUAUGCACUUACAUGCACCUCACGCUGCCAAACGGACUUCAACUGUCUGUCAGAUGAGCGCUGUGUGCAGGGAGUGUGUGUGAGGGUCUGCAACUCUGACGCCAAGUGUGGCAACCACCAGAUAUGUGAGGGAAGACUGUGCGUGCCAGGGUGUCGCAGUGACAACGCUUGUCCUGACACUCAAGCCUGCAUCAACAAGCAGUGCAGAGAUCCAUGCGACGGUGCCACAACUUGUGGGUCAUGCGCUUUGUGCCGAGUGGUCAACCAUGGAGUACAGUGUAGCUGCCCGACCGGUACCAUCGGCAACCCUCAGAUCACAUGUGUCAAGCGACCCAGUCGCUGCGACGGCAACUGUGCCUGUGAUGAGGCCACAGGCUUCUGUAGGGUGGCCUGUACGGCUAAUCGAGACUGUUCUUGUGGUGAAGUUUGCACCAGUGGUGUAUGUAGUAUGAAGUGCUCCACCAGCAUUGCAUGCCCGCAGGGUUUCAUCUGUGAAGACGGAGCGUGUCAGAGUGGUUGCCGCAUGGCCAGUGACUGUCCAAUGUCCAAGGCAUGUUUCUCUGGCCGCUGUGAAGACCCUUGCAACUCUACCAACCCUCCUUGUGGUACCAACGCGUUGUGUCGUGUAUCCGAACAUCGACCUGUUUGUUUGUGUCCAGAAGGCUUUCAGGGAGAGCCCAGUCGUUCUUGUAUCAAAGCUCUUUGCACCUCUAAUGAUGAUUGUGAACCAAGCCAACACUGUGGACCAGACGGUGCCUGUCGUAACCCGUGUCUGGAGGCUGGAGUGUGUGGAGCCAACGCUCAGUGUAAAGUGCUGGCCAAGCGACCCCACUGCUCAUGUCCUCCAGGAUUUGUAGGCAACCCGCAGGUCGAGUGCAAACAAGGAGGUGAGAGUUGUGCUAGGAGCCCUUGUGGAGAGAACACUCAGUGCCGUAACAUUGUCGGAGGAGUAGAGUGUUCGUGUCUCCCUGGAUGUACUGGUGACCCACACCAAGGCUGUGCGUGUCAUCGCACUAGUGGAACGACAUGUCAGGACUUGCGAUGUGGCAUCAAUGCCGCGUGCAGACUUCAAGACAACCUGCCUACCUGCUACUGCCCUACCAAGUACCCCCUCGGCGAUCCUCUCACCCAAUGUUCUGCACCGAUUUUGCCCAAAGACUGUCGCACUCGAGGAUGUGGCCAGUACGCCGAGUGUGUUGCCGCUGGUGACAGUUUUGUUUGUCAGUGUCCGAGUGGCAUGGUUGGUAACCCAGAAAUUGAGUGUAAUCCAGAGAGUGUUUGCGUCGCAGACUCAGACUGCCCCAAUGAGAAGGCUUGCAUCAAUAGACAGUGCCUGGACGUGUGUAGUGUGAGGGGGGUGUGUGGGGACAAUGCCCUGUGUCAGCCAGUAGAACACAAGCCGAGAUGUACGUGCCCCGAAUGUCACACCGGGUCACCAGAUAUUUCCUGCCAACUAGAUCCCAAGUGUGAUGCCAGAGUGACUGUCCCAAUACCGUGUUCAUCUGAUUCAGACUGUCCCUCCACUAUGGCCUGCUUCUCUGGCAACUGCAGAAAUCCUUGCUUCAUGGCAGCUCUAAAGUGUGAUAUCAACAAGAAAUGUGAAGUCAGACUUCAUAAACCGAUGUGUGUUUGUAAGUACGGAUUCUCUGUCAGUGAAACGGGUGAACUCAGUUGUGCUCCUGACAUUUUAGAAUGCAGCUUCGAUGAUCAGUGCGCUUCAAAUCUAGCUUGUAUCAAGAGGAAAUGUGUGAGCCCUUGUACGUCCCAGUCUUGUCCUGUAGAGAAGACUUGUGAAGUGGUCAACCAUAGGCCUGUGUGUCUGUGCACCAAAGACUGCAACCCCAUACUGUCCAUCUGCCUCAGGGACAACGGCUGCCCCCCACAACACACUUGUUCCAAUUUCCGAUGUGUCGACCCCUGCUUGAACAUUACCUGCCCACAAGAUGCCCCUUGUUUUGUUGAAGAUCACAAGCCUGUCUGCAAGUUCUGUCCGUCCGGAUUUACUUCAGAUCCAAAAUAUGGAUGUUUGAAAGCGCUUGGCUGUGUCUCCAAUGAUGAAUGCUCACACCAACAAUCAUGUAUUAAUGGAGCUUGUCAGAACCCUUGUCACGUGACAAACCCUUGCAGUCCUCACCACACAUGUCAAGUAGACCACCAUAACACUGUCUGUGUCAAAGUAUGUGAAUGUCAACACUCAUCAGACUGUAGACCUAGUUUCCGAUGUGAUGGUUGUGCUUGCAUCGCAGAUUCAAUUGUUGAACCCACAUGCAACUGUGGACCUGGAAUACCUUGUGACCCCAUUACAGGAGCUUGUUUAGGGCCAACACAAGAAGCUGGCAGCACGUUCCCUCCUUCUGCUGAGACAACUACGCUUUCAGUCGACUCUUUCACGUCUUCUUUAACUGAUACUGACGAGAGUCUUUCAACAAGCUCUAUAGAUGAAGGUGAAAAUGAAACUACACAACAACCUGAUUUCAUUGAAACCACUACUUCAGCUUUUCGUGAAAAUCCUAAAACAAAAUACAUUGAUACUGUACCCUUGAUUUCUGAAACUACAAUUUGGCCAAAUAAUGAUGAUGAACUUACAACCAAAUUUCCUCCACCCGUUCAGCCACAGGUGAAAGCUCCCGACUUUAUUCCUACAGUUACUCAAAAAACUACUGUUGUUGCUCAGCCAGAAACAACAUCUUAUACGGAUCUUACAACUAUGCGGACUGGUACAGAGGAAUCUCCUACCAAUGAAUAUUCGGAGGGAACAACAUUGAAUAUUUUGAGUAUCACACUUCCUAGUGAAGAAUCAUCUGAUCAAACAACACUCAGGCUUAAAGACGAGUCAGAUAUAACAGCAAUAGAAUCCGAAACAACCACAAGCAGUCCUACAUCUUUUACUUCCAUUAAUGAACUUGAUAACCAAUUUGAUAUUACUUCACGUUUUGAAUCAGUAUUUGAUGGUCUUGAAGUAGUUACUAAAACAGAAGACCAGACAACAGUCAGUGUGCCAAGCACUGCUCCAGAGGCUCCAAGAGUAAGCGGAGUGUCUGCAAAAAUGCCAAAGAAUGGAGUUGAACCUGUCAUACUUGGGAAUGAGGACCCAGUUACAAAAAAGAAUGUCCUUGAAUUAGUUACCAGUACAGAAAUGUUUAACACGAUUACUGAAGUAGGAAUGAAUACUAAUAAUAAGCCUGAAUCACAAGAUUCUAAAACUCAGUCAGUUCCUGUUUCAGAAAGUAUUGUCACUACCAAAAGUACGCUAAUAGUUUUACCUGGAAUGGAAAUCACAUCUGAUGUUGAGUUUUCAACUGAUAAGCCCCUUAAAACAGCUUCUGAAACCACCGAAAGAAAACAAGAACAAGAAACUCAAUUUCCUGAUACAGAUUCUAACCAACCAACAACUGAAUUUAGUGUUCAAACUUUCCAGCCUUCAAUAUUUAGUUUGUAUGAUAGCACUAGUCAGAAUGUUCAAUUUGAGACUGAUUCCACAACUUUUAAAUCAGUAAUUAAAAGUAGUGAAGUGGCUCAAUCUGCCUUUCCUAUUGAUACAGCUACCACAAAGACUGACUUUAUAAUUAGUGAUUUAGAAACACAAGAAGAAGAAAAGGAAAGGCCCUUUUUUACCACUAAAAAAACACCAAUAGAAGAAACCACAUCCAACCCACUUAUUUUAAAUGAAGGAGGCACAGAGAAAGUCACUACCCAAAGUCUAGAACAUGAUGAGACUGAAAGCACAGAGGAACCAAAAUUUACAGGAGACAAAGAAAUAGAAACUGACAAUAAUAUUCAGAUCACUACUAUGAGAAGUAUUGCACCUGAAAUAACUAGUUUCCCUGAAAUAUCAACUGAAUCUCAACAAAAUAUCACAAAUUUUAAGGGAGGAGAAGAAACAAUAAGCAUUACUCCAUCUUCAGGUGAAACAACAGUCGAUUCUUUGUCAGAAAUAACAAAAAAAUCACAGGAAUCAUCAGUUAUGGGAAUGCAAACUGUAAUUAAAGGAUCAGAAACUACUACAUUUGCAGACAUAGAACAAGUUACAUCUGAUGUGACACAAGACGUAACAAUUGAAAUGUUUCAGGAAAUGACAACUAUUUUAUCUAGUAAAAAACCUGAUAAACUACUGCCGGAAAUAACAACUUCAGAAAUAUUUUCAGAAACUAAAUCAGGAAUCACACAAGAAACAACAGAAGAUCUGCUAAUGACUACGAUUACUUCACCAGAAACAUCAACCGUCACAUUUCAAGAAACCACAUCAAGUUUUCUGUUGGAGAAAACUUCAUUUCCAAAAAAAGAAUUUAGUACCAUUCUUACUGAAGACAAAACUAUUGAUAAUCAACUAGAGACAACAACAUCAACAAAUCAAGAAGAAGAAAAUACAAUUUUCUCACAAAUCCCACAAUUUGAUUUGUCGCCUGAAACAACUACUGCUAACUCACCUGAUAUAAGUGUUUUGUCAACAGAAACAGCACUUGGACAGCUAUCAGAUACAACAUCUCCGAGCCCAACUCAAAUCACAAUUAUUUCUGAAGAAACAUCAUCACCAAGUUUAUCAGAUACAACAACAAACCAAAUUUCAAUUGAAGAUACCACUAUCAAAGUCUCAGAAACUACAAUGUCAGAAAAUAUGACAGAAACUGCAAGUUUUUCACAAACAACGGCUGUAUCUUUCGAGAAAACUACUGGAAAAAUGUCUGAAACAACAGGUAUUUUUGAAAAGACAACCAUUGCAAUGUUCCCAGGUAUAGUGACUUCUAAAGAUCUUCUAGACACUACAACAUCAGAUUUUGAUUUAAUGGAUGCAACACCUAAAUCAACCACAUUAAAAGAUACAUUUGAAACAACAGUUGGUAGCUUGCCUGAAACAACAUUGAUGCAAACAACAGAAGGAACAAUCAAAAAUUUAUCAAAUGAAACAAGUGAAUGGCUAGAGAUAACAACCAGCCAAGUAGACACUAAAACUUUGUCUAUACUUUCUGAAACAGAAAGAGAGUCAUUUGAAACCACAACUUUUAAGGUUGAGGUUGAAACAAAUCAAUCUGGUGAGAAUGAAUUCCAAACUACCACUACAAGAGGUAAUGAUCUAACAACUACUAUCAGCUCUAUCUCCCAAACAACCACACUAAAGUCAGAGCUUGAAACAACAACAGAUUUUACAGAUGAAACCACUUUUUCUGAUGUACCAGAUAGUACUGAAUCCACAACAUUAUCAUUUGGAGAAACUACCUCAACCGAAUCCAACAUUUUAGGGACAACACUAAUAUCAAUGACUGAAACUGUAAAUCAGGAAACCGUUACUGGCCUAGGUGAACUUUCAACUAACACACCCACUCAACUUACAAAGACAUUAGGCACCACACUUGAACACUCUAGACACUGUAACAGCGACUCGGAUUGUUCUGAGGGGGAGACGUGCAGACUUGGCAAGUGCGAGCGCUCCACCGUCAGUUUGGUAACUCCUACUACCUGUCCACCUGGCACCACUGGCAGAUACCCCCAGUGUCUUCGAGUGACUGGAGGAAGCGCGAAACGUCCUCGUCCCUGCGAGUGGGACUCUGAGUGUCUGGACACAGAGGCUUGUUAUAACGGAGUGUGUGAAGACUUGUGCGGGUUGGCUAACCUGUGUGCUCCGACCGCCAAGUGUCACGUCGUCAAACACAGACCUGUCUGCACUUGUCCACCGGGAUACCAGGGGAAUCCCGCACUAAAAUGCUUCUUGCCACAGCCAUUGGUGUGUCACGCCAAUGAGGAGUGUGCAGUAACAGAAGCGUGCAUCAGUGGUGUGUGUCAACCUCCCUGCAGCGUGCACAAUCCGUGUGCACAACACGCUGUCUGCAUCAACACCAACCACGGCAGUGAGUGCAGCUGUGCUGAGGGCUUCCACGGCAAUGGCUUGGUCGGAUGUUUGCCAGUGGGAGACUCACGCAGACCUGUGUGUCAGUACAAUGAAGAUUGUCCACCAGACAAGUUGUGUGACCGUCUCAACAGAGUCUGCAUCAACCCAUGCCAAGAAGACUCCUGUGGAGACAACGCAGAGUGUGUGCCAACCAAUCAUGGAAUAUCCUGCUCUUGUCUGCCCGGCACUCAGGGCAAUGCUUACAUCGAGUGUAGCCCAGUGACAGGAUGCAAGAGUAACAGAGAAUGUCCAAAGAAUGAAGCGUGUAUCAACGGUAACUGUGCCAACCCUUGCCGCUGCGGUCCCAACGCUGUGUGUGAGGUCAACAACCACAGACCUUCCUGCAAAUGUCCACCAGGCUAUUCUGGCAACCCUCUCUCAGGCUGCACAGCUCCUCAAAAUCCAUGUGAUCCAAAUCCGUGCGGGUUCAAUGCUCUUUGUGAGAUUGAUAAUGGAAAUCCGAUCUGCUUCUGCCCAAAAGGAAUGACUGGAAAUCCAUUUAAGAAUUGCAUACCAGAAGGAGAUGAAUGUACGCCCAACCCUUGUGGACCCAACUCAGGAUGUAGAGUUGUCCACGGUGGACCUCAGUGCUUUUGUCUGCCAGAGUUUGAAGGAAACCCUCCACAGAAAGCCUGCACGCUGCCAAGUCAUCCUUGUGAACCUUCACCUUGUGGGCCCAACACUCAGUGUGCUAUCUUGUCCAAUGGUUUUGCCAAGUGCACCUGCCUCCCCGGCUAUGUAGAGAGCCCUAACACCAUCCGAGGAUGUGUAGAGAAGAGGAAUCCUUGUCAACCCAGUCCCUGUGGGCCUGGAGCCAUCUGUGAUCCCAACCGGCAACCUUCCUGCUUCUGCCCCGAACCACUUGUCGGGAACCCUUUCAAACAUUGUGUUCAACCAGUAAAGUCGCUGUGUCAGCCAGGACCAUGCGGGCCGAAUGCCGAUUGUUAUGUGACUGGCAACACUGAACAGUGCUACUGUCGACCAGGCUACAUCGGAGACGCCUAUUCUGGCUGUCACUUACCACCUGCGAGUCCCUGCACACCCAACCCUUGCGGACCUUUGGCCCUCUGCAGCGUCACCAAUGAUGGUCACCCGAUGUGUGUGUGUCCGGACGGCAUGGAAGGAGACCCUACAGCAGGGUGUGGAGGACCAGAGUGCAGGAUAGAUGAUGAGUGUCCACUGCACCUGGCUUGCAUGGGCUACAGAUGUCGUGACCCGUGCCCAGGCUCCUGUGGUGUGGGUUCUGUGUGUCGUGUAGAGAAACAUCAUCCAGUGUGUACUUGCACUCACGGCCUCACUGGCAACCCUCUUGUUAGAUGCUACCCCAUACCUGAAGAUGUUCCUGAGAGAAACCCGUGCUACCCCUCUCCUUGUGGCCUCAACACUUUGUGUCAGGUGCUGGGAGGGCGAGCUGUGUGCUCGUGUCUGCCAGACACUGUAGGAGACCCUCACCACGGCUGUCGUCCAGAGUGUGUUAUCAACAGUGACUGUGCACCAAACCAAGCAUGUGUCAACCAACACUGUGUCAACCCGUGCUCCCUGGGUAACAUAUGUGGACUUGGUGCCAUCUGUUCUUGCAAAGAUCACACUGCAAGCUGCAGUUGUCUAGAGGGAUUCACUGGCGAUCCAUUCGUACAAUGCAUACCCAUACAGCCCGUUAUAGUGGUAGGAACCAACACCAGUUUACCGUGCCACCCAUCACCAUGUGACCCGCACGCUACAUGUAACGUCUAUGGGCCGAUGGUGGCCAUGUGUGACCCAUGUGGCAGGCCAGGCUCCCACUAUGACCCGGCCUGUUACCCGGAGUGUUUGACCAAUGCAGACUGUCCGUUUGACAAGGCUUGUCUGGGUCAGAGCUGUCGGGACCCAUGUCCUGGAUCUUGUGGAGUCAACGCUCAAUGUUCUGUCUACCACCACAACCCAAUAUGUUCCUGUCCUCACCCACUUGUCGGCAACCCUUUUGAACACUGUGUGCCGCCUCCUCCAGACGCCGUGGACCUGCCCAACUCUUGCUCCCGUACAAGGUGUGGACCAAAUGCCCAAUGCCAUGAAAGCUAUAGCAUGGUGACGUGCAAGUGUCUCCCAGGAACAUUUGGUAACCCCUACGUUGGAUGUCGUCCUGAGUGUGUACUCAACUGUGACUGUCCCACUGAGCAAGCGUGUGUCAACAACCAUUGUGUGAACCCGUGUCAAGGCGCUUGUGGCAUCGGAUCUCACUGUCAGGUCGUCAAUCACGUCCCUGUCUGCUACUGUCCUCAAGACCACACUGGUGAUCCAUUUGUUUCCUGCUACCCAUUCAGACCAGAAUACCCGACUAUUAGUGACAUGGGACAUCCUGGUAACCCGUGUGACCCAUCACCCUGUGGUCCUAACUCUCGGUGCCUCAUCACACCUGUGGGUGCCGCCGCAUGUUCCUGUCUGCCAGGGUACCGUGGAGUGCCACCAGUGUGCAAGCCCGAGUGUGUGGUCAGCUCCGAGUGUGCUCAGACCCAAGCCUGUAUCAACCACAAGUGUGUGGACCCUUGUCCUGGAACAUGUGGACUCAAUGCCAGAUGUGUUGUGGUCAAUCACAAUCCCAUCUGCAGCUGUCCUGUUGGAUUCAUUGGCAAUCCCUUCACCAGUUGUCAACUUGCACCCGUUGAUGAAGAGCCUAAAGUGCCGGGAGGAGGUAACCCUUGUCAGCCAUCUCCUUGUGGUCCCAACUCUAUCUGCCAAGUAAAGCAAGGACGACCAGUGUGUUCAUGCAGUGCUAACUACAUUGGCACUCCGCCCUACUGUCGUCCAGAGUGUGUUAUGAGUCAGGAGUGUCCUUACAACAAGGCGUGUAUACAAGAGAAGUGCCGCAACCCUUGCAAACAAAGCUGUGGUCUCAACGCCAAGUGUGACGUUGUCAAUCACACACCCUUCUGCAGCUGUCUCCUGGGCUACCAAGGAGACGCUUUCAUAGGAUGUUCCAAAAUACCAGCAGAACGACCAGUGCCAACAGACCCUUGCUCCCCGUCACCGUGUGGAGAGAACGCUCAGUGUUCAGUGAGUCCCGAUGGGAUGGCUAGAUGCACAUGCAUCCCUCCCUACCAGGGUAACCCGUACACAGGGGGAUGCAGACCGGAGUGUGUCAUCAGCGCAGACUGUCCCUCACACCUGGCUUGUUUAGUUAGCCACUGUAGAGACCCGUGUCCAGGGCUGUGUGGCAUCAACGCACAGUGCUCUGUAGUCAACCACAUUGCUGUCUGCUCAUGCAUGCCCGGAUAUACUGGAGACCCUUUCAAGUCCUGCCGUCAAGAAGUUAUACCAGUGGCACCGCCCCGCAAUCCAUGUGAUCCGAGUCCGUGUGGUCCAAACAGUCAAUGCCGAGUGUUGAAUGGUAAUGCAGCGUGUACUUGUGUCACUGGAUACACCGGCAGCCCACCCAACUGUCGGCCCGAGUGUGUCGCUAGCUCCGAGUGUCCUCAGACUAGAGCCUGUAUCAACCAGAAGUGCAAGGAUCCCUGUCCCGGCACUUGCGGGCUACAUGCCAGGUGUCAGGUGGUCAACCACAACCCAAUAUGCAGCUGUCCACCAAAGAUGGUUGGGGAUCCGUUUGUCAGAUGCGUGGAAGAUUCUCCCAAAGUACCAACGCUGCCCAUCAACCCUUGUAUGCCGUCACCCUGUGGCUCCAACGCAGAGUGCCGGGUUGUGGACAAGCGACCUGUAUGCUCAUGUCUGACAGGAAUGCUUGGGGCUCCUCCCAAUUGCAGACCCGAGUGUGUUAUCCAUGCAGACUGCCCGACCAAGUUAGCCUGUGUACAGAACAAGUGCCGUGAUCCAUGCGCAGGAUCUUGUGGUUUCAACGCACAGUGUACAGUCGUCAAUCAUCAACCUGUCUGCGCUUGCAAUCCUGGAUUCCAAGGAGAUCCGUUUUCAGGCUGUAACCCGACUCCAGAAGUGACCCUACAGACCCCGAGAGACCCCUGCCACCCUACUCCAUGUGGGGCCAAUGCGGUAUGCAAGAACCGUCACGGAGUGGGGUCUUGUACCUGCUCCCCAGGCUACUUCGGAGACCCCAAUGUGGGAUGUAGGCCCGAGUGUGUGCUCAACUCUGACUGUCCGUGGGACAGGGCUUGUAUCAACAACAAGUGUAGAGACCCUUGUCCCGGAGCUUGUGGCCUUAACACCGAGUGUCACGUCAGUCAUCACACGCCUGUCUGCUUCUGUCGUCACGGGCACACUGGGGACCCUUUGUCUUCCUGUAGACCCAUAGUUAUAGAAUACUUGCCUCCUAUGGUGACCAACCCUUGUAUCCCGUCGCCCUGUGGGCCGUACAGCAUGUGUAGACCAAUCAACGACUACGCCAUCUGCACGUGCCAGCCCGGUUACUAUGGCAGCGCACCUCACUGUAGGCCUGAGUGUGUGGUCAGUGCCGAUUGUCCCCAGGACAAGGCCUGUGUGGCUCAGUCCUGCAUUGACCCAUGUCCUGGUACCUGUGGGGUGGCAGCCAAAUGUCAAGUCAUCAACCACAACGCCAUCUGCAGCUGCCCUGCUGGCUUGGUUGGCGACCCAUUUUUGCAUUGCUUUAAAGAAGAAAAAACACCACAGAUUGAGAGCAGAGAGCCUUGUGUGCCUUCGCCCUGUGGGCCCAACUCCGUCUGUCGCUCUGUAGGGGACACCCCUGUGUGCUCGUGUCUGGCCAACUACAUAGGUCGUCCACCAAACUGUAGGCCCGAGUGUACCAUCAAUGCAGAAUGUCCUGGCCAUCUUGCUUGUCAGAAUGAGAAAUGCAAAGACCCGUGUCCUGGCUCUUGUGGCCUCCACACCCAUUGUGUUGUCAUCAAGCACUCCCCUGUCUGCUCGUGUGUAGAUGGGUAUACUGGCGAUCCAUUCUAUGGAUGUUCUAUUGUGCAACAAGCCCCAACACCAGAAGCACCUCGCAAUCCAUGUAACCCGUCGCCAUGUGGUGCCAACGCAGUAUGCAGAGAGCGUAAUGGUGCAGGAGCAUGUGCUUGUCUGCCAGAUUACUCGGGUGACCCGUACACGGGUUGUAGGCCAGAAUGUGUUCUCAACUCGGAUUGUCCCCGCAGUCGAGCGUGUGCCAACAAUAAAUGUGUAGACCCGUGUCCCGGCAUGUGUGGACAGAAUGCUGAGUGUAGAGUCAUCAAUCAUGCUCCCUCAUGUUCAUGUUUGCCCAGCUUCACUGGGAAUCCUCUUACUGCAUGUCAACAACCUCCCCCUCCACCACCGACCUCGAUGCCCAAGAACCCCUGUGUACCCUCCCCUUGCGGCCAGUAUAGCAUGUGCAGAGCAGUCCGUGGUCACGCUGUGUGUUCAUGUCAGCCUAACUAUAUCGGAUCUCCACCUUCGUGUAGACCAGAGUGUAUGGUCAGUGCCGACUGUGCUCAGGACAGAGCCUGUAUCAACCAGAAGUGUGCCGACCCUUGUCCUGGCACUUGUGGGCUCAAUGCCAGGUGCCAAGUGGUCAAUCACAACCCCAUCUGCAGCUGUGCUCCUGGUUUUACUGGCGAUCCUUUUGUUAGAUGUGUUCAACAGAAGGCCCCUAUGCCCACACCUACACCGAGCAGUAACCCUUGCAUGCCUUCGCCCUGCGGCCCCAACUCCGAGUGUCGAGUGGUGGCAAGUAACCCGGCAUGCUCGUGCAUGGCCAACUAUGUCGGUCGCCCACCAAACUGUCGCCCCGAGUGCACCAUCAAUGCCGAGUGUCCUGGUAACCGAGCGUGUCAGUCAGAGCGCUGUCAAGAUCCCUGUCCUGGCUCGUGUGGCCCCCAGACCUCCUGCACUGUUGUCAAACACGCUCCCCAAUGUGCCUGUCAGCCGGGAUACACUGGUGACCCGUUUGCUGGAUGUGUUUUAGUGCAGCAAAUAACUCCGACAGAAGGGCCACGAGACCCUUGCAAUCCCUCGCCUUGUGGAGCCAACGCAGUGUGUAAGGAGCGCAAUGGUGCUGGGUCGUGUGUUUGUCUACCUGAAUAUUUUGGAGAUCCGUACACUGGGUGUAGACCUGAGUGUGUCAUCAACUCUGACUGUGAUCGUAGCAAGGCUUGUGUCAACAACAAGUGUCGAGACCCUUGUCCUGGCACUUGUGGUCUCAACGCAGAGUGUCGUGUCAUCAACCAUGCCCCGUCUUGCUCUUGCUUGCCAGGGUUUACUGGAGAUGCAUUGAGUGCAUGCCGGCAACCACCUCCUCCUCCUCCUUCACCUUCUAAGCCAAAGAACCCAUGUGUGCCAUCUCCAUGUGGGCAGUACAGUCAGUGCCGUCCUGUCAACGGUCACGCUGUGUGUUCAUGUCAGUCUAACUAUAUCGGAUCUCCACCUUCGUGUAGACCAGAGUGUAUGGUCAGUGCCGACUGUGCUCAGGACAGAGCCUGUAUCAACCAGAAGUGUGCCGACCCUUGUCCUGGCACUUGUGGGCUCAAUGCCAGGUGCCAAGUGGUCAAUCACAACCCCAUCUGCAGCUGUGCUCCUGGUUUUACUGGCGAUCCUUUUGUUAGAUGUUUAAAAGAGGUACCAACACCUCCAAGAACUCCUGAUAACCCUUGUGUGCCAUCACCAUGUGGACCCAACUCUCAGUGCCGUGUGGUUGCCAACAAUCCCGCAUGUUCUUGCCUCCCCAACUAUGUGGGUCGCCCCCCCAACUGCCGCCCGGAGUGUACAAUCAAUGCCGAAUGUCCAGGCAACUUGGCUUGUCAGAAUGAGAGGUGUCGCGACCCUUGUCCAGGAUCUUGUGGGACCAGGGCAACUUGUGUUGUUGUCAAUCACGCUCCGCAAUGCUCCUGUGAACCGGGAUUCACUGGAGACCCGUUUGCUGGCUGCACACAAAUACAACAAAUUCCUCCGACAGAAGGGCCACGAGACCCUUGCAAUCCCUCGCCUUGUGGAGCCAACGCAGUGUGUAAGGAGCGCAAUGGUGCCGGGUCGUGUGUUUGUCUACCUGAAUAUUUUGGAGAUCCGUACACUGGGUGUAGACCUGAGUGUGUCAUCAACUCUGACUGUGAUCGUAGCAAGGCUUGUGUCAACAACAAGUGUCGAGACCCCUGUCCUGGCACUUGUGGUCUCAACGCAGAGUGUCGUGUCAUCAACCAUGCCCCGUCUUGCUCUUGCUUGCCAGGGUUUACUGGAGACCCAUUAAGUGCAUGCCACCAACCACCUCCAAUGCCUGAAGUAGUUCAGAACCCUUGUGAACCAUCGCCAUGUGGGACGUAUAGUCAGUGUCGAGUAGUCAAUAGUCACGCUGUGUGUUCAUGUCAAGCCAACUAUGUGGGAACUCCCCCAGCUUGUAGACCAGAGUGUAUGGUCAGUGCCGACUGUGCUCAGGACAGAGCCUGUAUCAACCAGAAGUGUGCCGACCCUUGUCCUGGCACUUGUGGGCUCAAUGCCAGGUGCCAAGUGGUCAAUCACAACCCCAUCUGCAGCUGUGCUCCUGGUUUUACUGGCGACCCUUUUGCUCAGUGUGUUAGGGAUCAACAACCAUCCACCCCUGCUCCACCCAGUGGUGACCCUUGUGUGCCAUCACCAUGUGGACCCAACUCUCAGUGCCGUGUGGUUGCCAACAAUCCCGCAUGUUCUUGCCUCCCCAACUAUGUGGGUCGCCCCCCCAACUGCCGCCCGGAGUGUACAAUCAAUGCCGAAUGUCCAGGCAACUUGGCUUGUCAGAAUGAGAGGUGUCGCGACCCUUGUCCAGGAUCUUGUGGGACCAGGGCAACUUGUGUUGUUGUCAAUCACGCUCCGCAAUGCUCCUGUGAACCGGGAUUCACUGGAGACCCGUUUGCUGGCUGCACACAAAUACAACAAAUUCCUCCGACAGAAGGGCCACGAGACCCUUGCAAUCCCUCGCCUUGUGGAGCCAACGCAGUGUGUAAGGAGCGCAAUGGUGCCGGGUCGUGUGUUUGUCUACCUGAAUAUUUUGGAGAUCCGUACACUGGGUGUAGACCUGAGUGUGUCAUCAACUCUGACUGUGAUCGUAGCAAGGCUUGUGUCAACAACAAGUGUCGAGACCCCUGUCCUGGCACUUGUGGUCUCAACGCAGAGUGUCGUGUCAUCAACCAUGCCCCGUCUUGCUCUUGCUUGCCUGGCUAUUCUGGAGACCCACUCACAAAUUGUGUCCUUACACCAACACCCACUCAACCUACUCCCACAAACCCUUGCCAACCGUCCCCGUGUGGCCCCAACAGCCAAUGCCGAGAGGUCAAUGGUCAUGCAGUUUGUUCCUGCUUGGCUGGGUUCAUCGGCACUCCACCUUCAUGUCGACCUGAGUGCAUGGUGAGCUCUGACUGUGCUCAGGACAGAGCCUGUAUCAACCAGAAGUGUGCCGACCCUUGUCCUGGCACUUGUGGGCUCAAUGCCAGGUGCCAAGUGGUCAAUCACAACCCCAUCUGCAGCUGUCCCCCAGGAUUCUCAGGAGAUCCCUUUAUCCGUUGUUUACAACAAGAAAUUUCCACCACGCCUCCUCCAGUCACCAACCCCUGUGACCCGUCGCCUUGUGGACCCUACUCACAAUGUCGGGUCGUCGGUAUGACACCUGCUUGCUCUUGUCUUCUCAACUAUAUCGGACGUCCACCCAACUGUCGGCCGGAGUGUACUAUAAACGCUGAGUGUCCCAGUAAUCGGGCCUGUCGCAAUGAGAAGUGUGAAGAUCCUUGUCCCGGCGCUUGCGGUCAGAAUGCAGACUGUAGAGUAGUCAAUCACGCAGCUGUAUGCACUUGUCCACAAGGAUUUGUAGGCGACCCGUCAUCCAUUUGUCAGCCAGCACCUAUAACCACUACAGAGCGCACUCCAGUAAUUGCAGACCCCUGCUUCCCUUCACCAUGUGGCGCCAACGCAGAGUGUACUAACCGCAACAACGUUGGCUCCUGCACAUGCCUGGCAGGGUUUGAAGGUGACCCUUACAGUGGAUGUAGAAGAGAGUGUGAGACCAAUCCAGACUGUGCUCCAGGGUUGGCUUGUAUUAGAUUUAAAUGUGCUGAUCCUUGCCCUGGUACUUGUGGAGCUGGAGCUGACUGCACAGUGAUCAACCACAUUCCAUCAUGUGCUUGUCCACCUGGCUUUACUGGAGAUCCGUUCCUGGCUUGCAGACCUGCCCCUCCGACACCUCCGCCGAGACCAGAGGACCCGUGUGCCCCUUCUCCCUGUGGUCCUAACAGUCAGUGUCGUGCAGUCAACCAACAGGCUGUGUGUUCAUGUCUACCUAACUACGUAGGCUCUCCACCAUCGUGCAGGCCCGAGUGUGUGGUCAGUUCCGAAUGUCCUCUAGACAGAGCUUGUGUCAACCAAAAGUGUUCUGAUCCUUGUCCCAACACUUGUGGUGUGCGAGCUCAGUGUACUGUCAAAAAUCACAACCCCAUCUGUGCCUGUCCUCAAGGGUUUACUGGAGACCCGUUCUCUCAGUGUCUACCGAUACAACAAGAACCAAUAGCCCCGCCCACAUCACCAGCCCCGUCGUGCAUCCCCUCACCUUGCGGACCCAACUCUCAGUGCCAGAUUGUUGGAGGUAACCCAGCGUGUUCUUGCCUGCCUGAUUACAUUGGCUCACCACCACAGUGCCGGCCUGAGUGUGUACUCAGUGCUGAAUGCCCAAGUCAGCUGGCUUGUAUCAAGCUCAAAUGCCGAGACCCGUGUCCAGGAUCUUGUGGGGCCAAUGCCAUUUGUAAUGUUGUCAACCAUCUUCCAAUCUGCACGUGUAAUGAUGGAUUUACUGGGGAUCCAUUCACAUUCUGCACACCAAUUCCAAUCACUACACCUACGCCUCAGCAGUCUGAUCCCUGCAACCCGUCACCCUGUGGACCCAACGCAGUGUGUCGUGGUGCUGGCAUGUGCGAGUGUAUACCUGAGUACUCUGGAAACCCGUACGAGGCUUGUCGGUCGGAAUGUGUGCUCAAUCCGGAAUGUCCCCGAGACAAGGCAUGUAUCCGCAACAAGUGCCGUGACCCUUGCCCCGGCACCUGUGGUCAGAACGCUCAGUGUGAUGUCGUCAACCACAUCCCAGUGUGCUCCUGUCCCCAGGGCUACACAGGUGACCCGUUCACAAGCUGCAGGAUACUGCCACCAGUCCAACAAGAGCCAACUGACCCUUGCCAACCAUCACCGUGUGGACCCAACAGUCAGUGCCGCACAUCCAAUGGCCACGCCGUUUGUAGUUGCCUCACAGGAUACUCCGGUGCCCCACCCUCAUGUCGCCCUGAGUGUGUUGUCAGUGCAGAGUGUCCUCAGACUCGAGCAUGUGUCAACCAGAAGUGCACAGAUCCCUGCCUCGGAUCCUGCGGCCUCAACGCCAGGUGUGAGGUCAUCAACCACUCUCCAAUCUGCAGUUGUCGUGAAGGCCAGACUGGUGAUCCAUUCAGGAGCUGUUAUGAUCUGCCUCCACCUACACCUCCACCUCAAGAUGAGCAGAGAGACCCUUGCCUGUCGUCACCAUGUGGACCCAACGCCCAAUGUCAACCUAGUGGUCGUGUGCCGUCCUGCUCGUGUCUACCCGGGUAUGUAGGCGCUCCACCCAACUGUCGCCCAGAAUGUGUCAUCAACCCAGACUGUCCGUCAACACAGGCCUGUGUGAACAACAAGUGUGUAGAUCCAUGUCCCGGCUCUUGUGGCAUCAAUGCUCAGUGUUCUGUCAUCAGCCAUGCCGUAACCUGUACUUGUCUGCCAGGCUACACUGGGAACCCCUUCGUGCAGUGUAUGCUCCAACAACAAGAGCCAAUCAAUCCCUGCACACCUUCGCCUUGUGGCUCAAAUGCCAUCUGUACUGAACGAAAUAGCGCAGGCGCUUGUAGCUGUAUUCCAGACUACCAGGGUAACCCAUAUGAAGGGUGUAGACCGGAGUGCGUACUGAGCUCCGAUUGUCCCACUGACCGAGCCUGUGUGAGGAACAAGUGCCAGGACCCAUGUCCAGGGGUGUGUGCUCAGUUUGCACUGUGCACUGUCAUUAACCACAUCCCCACCUGCACCUGCACACCUGGAUAUGUUGGCAAUCCUUUUGUUUCUUGUUCACCCCAACCUCCACCUGUAACUCAAGCUACAGUGGUUGACCCUUGCAACCCAUCUCCUUGUGGCCCCAACAGUGUUUGCCGAGACAACAAUGGUCAGGCAGUGUGCUCGUGUUCGCCUGAGUACAUUGGAACCCCACCCAACUGUAGGCCCGAGUGUGUAGUCAACAACGAGUGUCCCUCUAACAGAGCCUGCUACAAGUUCAAGUGUGCUGACCCUUGUCCAGGCACUUGUGGUAUUGAUGCCUUGUGUCAAGUCAUCAAUCACAAUCCGAUAUGCAGUUGUAGAGCUGGUAUGACGGGUGAUCCUUUCGUGAGAUGCACGCCAAUACCAGUUCAACCUACACCAACAAGGCCAGCAGACCCUAUCGACCCUUGUAACCCGUCGCCUUGUGGACAGUUUGCACAGUGCCGCCCAUCAGGAAGCACUCCGGCCUGCAGUUGUCUGCCUAACUACAUCGGCUCUCCACCCAACUGUCGCCCAGAGUGUGUGGUCAACACAGACUGUCCCCAAACUCAGGCAUGUAUCUCAGAGAAGUGUCGUGACCCUUGCCCUGGCUCGUGUGGACUUAACACAGACUGUAGAGUGCAGAACCACAUACCAAUCUGCACCUGUGCUCAAGGAUUCACUGGAGAUCCUUUUUCACAAUGUUCUCCCAUUGUUGUACAACAAGAGCCAGUGGUGACGGACCCAUGCAACCCAUCACCUUGUGGUGCGAAUGCUAACUGCAACAAUGGAGCGUGCACGUGCCAGCCAAACUACUUUGGAGAUCCGUACACUGGGUGUCGCCCUGAGUGUACAAUGAACACAGACUGUCCUCGCAACCGAGCGUGCAGCAACCAGAGAUGCAUCGACCCUUGUCCCGGCACCUGCGGCAGCGGGGCCAACUGUGAUGUCAUCAACCACAUCCCCACCUGCACCUGCCCCGCUGGUACUUCAGGCGAUCCCUUUGUGGCUUGUCGUGAAGUGACUCAGCCUCAAGCUGCGCCUAUAGACCCUUGCAGCCCCUCACCUUGUGGGCCAAACAGUUUGUGUAGAGUCAACAAUGGAGUAGCAGUGUGCUCCUGUCAGCCAACAUACAUCGGUCAACCACCUGGUUGUCGGCCAGAGUGUGUAGUGAGUGCGGAGUGCCCUCUCACACAGGCUUGUCUCAACCGCAAGUGUAGUGACCCGUGCCCGGGCACUUGUGGACAAGGUGCUCGCUGCCAGGUGGUCAACCACAACCCCAUCUGUAGCUGUGCGGCUGGCAACACAGGCGAUCCAUUCAGACAGUGCUUCCCGAUACCUCCAACUCCAGUGCCGAUGACGCCAGUGGACCCGUGCCGACCUUCGCCGUGCGGACCUAACGCAGAGUGUCAAGUGCGCGGUGAAAGUCCAGCAUGUUCGUGUUUAUCCAACUAUAUCGGUUCACCGCCAAACUGUCGUCCCGAGUGCACGAUUAACCCUGAGUGUUCUAGUCAGUUAGCGUGUAUAAACCAAAAGUGUUCCGACCCGUGUCCGGGAUCGUGCGGUUAUAAUGCUCAGUGUUCCGUUAUAAACCACACUCCGGUGUGUUCGUGCAACGCUGGCUACACUGGAGACCCAUUCACCGGCUGCACUCCUGUACAAGCCUCCCCUGUAGCCGAGAGUGUGACUCCAUGCUUCCCUUCCCCCUGCGGUGCCAACGCUGUGUGUCGAGAACUGAACGGAGCUGGAGCGUGCGCUUGCCUCCCUGAACACUUCGGCAACCCUUACGAGGGUUGUAGACCGGAGUGUACAGUCAACCCUGACUGUUCCUCUGACAAGGCGUGUGUGCGCAACAAGUGUCAAGACCCAUGUCCUGGGACUUGCGGCCAGAACGCAGAGUGCAGAGUGAUCAACCAUGUGCCCAUGUGCAUCUGCCUCCCCGGCUUUGUUGGAGAGCCUUUUAGGUUCUGUCGACCACAACCAGUUCAUCCUGUCCAAGCAGAGCCAGUGAACCCUUGUGUGCCAUCACCAUGUGGACCCAACAGUCAAUGCCGGGAAGUUAAUGGACAAGCUGUGUGCUCGUGUCUGCCAACAUACAUAGGCCAGCCUCCAGGCUGCAGACCAGAGUGUGUUGUGAGCAGUGAGUGUCCGACCAACAGAGCCUGUGUAAACCAGAAAUGUGUGGACCCUUGUCCUGGCACUUGUGGACAGAACGCCAGGUGUCAAGUCAUCAACCACAGUCCCAUCUGCAGCUGCAACUCUGGCUUCACUGGAGAUCCUUUCUCAAGAUGUUUCCCUACUCCACCACCUCCACCUCCACCAGCUGAUCCAAUCAUCAGAGACCCUUGUGUACCAUCACCUUGUGGUCCAUUCUCUCAGUGCAGAGACAUUGGAGGAACACCAUCCUGCUCUUGCCUGCCUACAUACAUUGGAUCUCCACCAAACUGUAGACCAGAGUGUACCAUCAACCAAGACUGUCCCAGCAACCAAGCCUGUAUGAGAGAGAAGUGCCGAGACCCGUGUCCAGGGUCUUGUGGAGCUGGAGCCCAGUGUAGUGUCAUCAACCACACUCCGAUCUGCACUUGUCCUGAGGGAUUCACAGGAGAUCCGUUUACCAAUUGCUUCCCCAAACCUCCUGAACCACCUCCAACUCAAGCCAGUGAUCCAUGCAAUCCAUCUCCAUGUGGUCCAAAUGCUCAGUGUGCUGAUGGAAUCUGUACCUGUCUGCCUGAAUUCCAAGGAGACCCAUACUCUGGUUGUAGACCAGAAUGUGUCCUCAACACUGAUUGUCCAAGAGAUCGAGCCUGCAUCCGUAACAAGUGUCAAGAUCCUUGUCCUGGAACUUGUGGCCAGAAUGCUGUGUGUCAAGUGAUAAACCACAUUCCAAUGUGCAGCUGUCCUCCUGGCAUGAGUGGAAAUGCAUUUGUAGACUGUCGACCAAUGCAAGCUCCUGUUGUGACACAGCCAUGCAACCCAUCACCUUGUGGACCCAACAGUCAGUGCAGAGAAGUGAACGGACAAGCUGUGUGUUCCUGUGUGCCCGGCUACAUAGGCAGUCCUCCCACCUGCAGGCCUGAAUGUGUGGUCAACUCAGACUGUCCUCUCAACCAAGCCUGCUCCAACCAGAAGUGUAGAGAUCCUUGUCCAGGAACUUGUGGUGUUGGUGCCAGAUGUCAAGUCAUUAACCACAACCCCAUCUGCAGCUGUCCCACUGGCUUUACUGGGGAUCCGUUCAUAAGAUGCCAACCUAUCCCUCCACCCCAGCAGUCUCCACCAACAGACCCUUGUAUACCUUCACCAUGUGGUCCAAACUCACAGUGCCGAGUGUCUGGAGACAGUCCGUCAUGUUCAUGUCUGCCAGAGUUCAUCGGAACACCUCCCAACUGUCGCCCUGAGUGUGUCAGCAACAGUGAAUGUGCCUCCAACCUGGCCUGUAUCAACCAGAAGUGCAGAGAUCCUUGUCCUGGCACUUGUGGAGCCAAUGCUAUGUGCAGAGUUGUCAGCCAUACUCCACAGUGUGUCUGUAUUGUUGGCUACAUAGGAGACCCUUUCACACAAUGCAUUUUGCAACAAGCUGAACCAAUCCAAGAAGUAGCAACACCUUGUACUCCUUCGCCUUGUGGAUCAAACGCUCAAUGCAGAGAACAGAACGGUGCUGGAGCCUGCACUUGUCUGCCAGAUUACAUCGGCAACCCUUACGAAGGCUGUCGACCUGAGUGUACCUUGAACACUGACUGUGCCUCCAACAGAGCUUGUAUCCGCAACAAAUGUCAGGACCCUUGCCCUGGAACUUGUGGACAGAACGCCGACUGUCAGGUUGUCAACCACUUGCCAUUGUGCACCUGUCGUCCUGGUUUCACUGGGGAUCCGUUCCGCUUCUGCAAUGUCAUUCCACCUCAAGCUGCUGUCCAAGCAGAGCCAGUGAACCCUUGUGCGCCUUCACCAUGUGGACCCAACAGUCAAUGCAGGGAAGUGAAUGGACAAGCUGUGUGCUCGUGUCUGCCAUCAUACAUAGGCCAGCCUCCAGGCUGCAGACCAGAGUGUGUUGUGAGCAGUGAGUGUCCGACCAACAGAGCCUGUGUCAACCAGAAAUGCGUAGACCCUUGUCCUGGCACUUGUGGACAGAACGCCAGGUGUCAAGUCAUCAACCACAGUCCCAUCUGCAGCUGCAACUCUGGCUUCACUGGAGAUCCUUUCUCAAGAUGUUUCCCUAUUCCACCACCACCACCUCCACAGUUUACACCAGCCUAUGUCAACCCGUGUGUCCCAUCACCUUGUGGCCCAUUCUCUCAGUGCAGAGAUAUUGGAGGAACACCAUCCUGCUCUUGCCUGCCUACAUACAUUGGAUCUCCACCAAACUGUAGACCAGAGUGUACCAUCAACCAAGACUGUCCCAGCAACCAAGCCUGUAUGAGAGAGAAGUGCCGAGACCCGUGUCCAGGGUCUUGUGGAGCUGGAGCCCAGUGUAGUGUCAUCAACCACACUCCGAUCUGCACUUGUCCUGAGGGAUUCACAGGAGAUCCGUUUACCAAUUGCUUCCCCAAACCUCCUGAACCACCUCCAACUCAAGCCAGUGAUCCAUGCAAUCCAUCUCCAUGUGGUCCAAAUGCUCAGUGUGCUGAUGGAAUCUGUACCUGUCUGCCUGAAUUCCAAGGAGACCCAUACUCUGGUUGUAGACCAGAAUGUGUCCUCAACACUGAUUGUCCAAGAGAUCGAGCCUGCAUCCGUAACAAGUGUCAAGAUCCUUGUCCUGGAACUUGUGGCCAGAAUGCUGUGUGUCAAGUGAUAAACCACAUUCCAAUGUGCAGCUGUCCGCCUGGAAUGAGUGGAAAUUCAUUUGUAGACUGUCGGCCAAUGCAAGCUCCUGUUGUGACACAGCCAUGCAACCCAUCACCUUGUGGACCCAACAGUCAGUGCAGAGAAGUGAACGGACAAGCUGUGUGUUCCUGUGUGCCCGGCUACAUAGGUAGUCCUCCCACCUGCAGGCCUGAAUGUGUGGUCAACUCAGACUGUCCUCUCAACCAAGCCUGCUCCAACCAGAAGUGUAGAGAUCCUUGUCCAGGAACUUGUGGUGUUGGUGCCAGAUGUCAAGUCAUUAACCACAACCCCAUCUGCAGCUGUCCCACUGGCUUUACUGGGGAUCCGUUUAUAAGAUGCCAACCUAUCCCUCCACCCCAGCAGUCUCCACCAACAGACCCUUGUAUACCUUCACCAUGUGGUCCUAACUCACAGUGCCGAGUGUCUGGAGACAGUCCGUCAUGUUCCUGUCUGCCAGAGUUCAUCGGAACACCUCCCAACUGUCGCCCUGAGUGUGUCAGCAACAGUGAAUGUGCCUCCAACCUGGCCUGUAUCAACCAGAAGUGCAGAGAUCCUUGUCCUGGCACUUGUGGAGCCAAUGCUAUGUGCAGAGUUGUCAGCCAUACUCCACAGUGUGUCUGUAUUGUUGGCUACAUAGGAGACCCUUUCACACAAUGCAUUUUGCAACAAGCUGAACCAAUCCAAGAAGUAGCAACACCUUGUACUCCUUCACCUUGUGGAUCAAACGCUCAAUGCAGAGAACAGAACGGUGCUGGAGCCUGCACUUGUCUGCCAGAUUACAUCGGCAACCCUUACGAAGGCUGUCGACCUGAGUGUACCUUGAACACUGACUGUGCCUCCAACAGAGCUUGUAUCCGCAACAAAUGUCAGGACCCUUGCCCUGGAACUUGUGGACAGAAUGCCGACUGUCAGGUUGUCAACCACUUACCAUUGUGCACCUGUCGUCCUGGUUUCACUGGGGAUCCGUUCCGAUUCUGCAAUGUCAUUCCACCUCAGGCUCCUGUCCAAGCAGAGCCAUUGAACCCUUGUGUGCCUUCACCAUGUGGGCCCAACAGUCAAUGCAGGGAAGUGAAUGGACAAGCUGUGUGCUCGUGUCUGCCAACAUACAUAGGCCAGCCUCCAGGUUGCAGACCAGAGUGUGUUGUGAGCAGUGAGUGUCCGGCCAACAGAGCCUGUGUCAACCAGAAAUGCGUAGACCCUUGUCCUGGAACUUGUGGACAGAACGCCAGGUGUCAAGUCAUCAACCACAGUCCCAUCUGCAGCUGCAACUCUGGAUUCACUGGAGAUCCUUUCUCAAGAUGUUUCCCUAUUCCACCACCUCCACCUCCACCAGCUGAUCCAAUUAUCAGAGACCCUUGUGUACCAUCACCUUGUGGUCCAUUCUCUCAGUGCAGAGAUAUUGGAGGAACACCUUCCUGCUCAUGCCUGCCUACAUACAUUGGAUCUCCACCAAACUGUAGACCAGAGUGUACCAUCAACCAAGACUGUCCCAGCAACCAAGCCUGUAUGAGAGAGAAGUGCCGAGACCCGUGUCCAGGGUCUUGUGGAGCUGGAGCCCAGUGUAGUGUCAUCAACCACACUCCGAUCUGCACUUGUCCUGAGGGAUUCACAGGAGAUCCGUUUACCAAUUGCUUCCCCAAACCUCCUGAACCACCUCCAACUCAAGCCAGUGAUCCAUGCAAUCCAUCUCCAUGUGGUCCAAAUGCUCAGUGUGCUGAUGGAAUCUGUACCUGUCUGCCUGAAUUCCAAGGAGACCCAUACUCUGGUUGUAGACCAGAAUGUGUCCUCAACACUGAUUGUCCAAGAGAUCGAGCCUGCAUCCGUAACAAGUGUCAAGAUCCUUGUCCUGGAACUUGUGGCCAGAAUGCUGUGUGUCAAGUGAUAAACCACAUUCCAAUGUGCAGCUGUCCGCCUGGAAUGAGCGGAAAUCCAUUUGUAGAUUGUCGUCCAAUGCAAGCUCCUGUUGUGACACAGCCAUGCAACCCAUCACCUUGUGGACCCAACAGUCAGUGCAGAGAAGUGAACGGACAAGCUGUGUGUUCCUGUGUGCCCGGCUACAUAGGUAGUCCUCCCACCUGCAGGCCUGAAUGUGUGGUCAACUCAGACUGUCCUCUCAACCAAGCCUGCUCCAACCAGAAGUGUAGAGAUCCUUGUCCAGGAACCUGUGGUGUUGGUGCCAGAUGUCAAGUCAUCAACCACAACCCCAUCUGCAGUUGUCCUACUGGCUUUACUGGGGAUCCGUUCAUAAGAUGUCAACCUAUUCCUCCACCCCAGCAGUCUCCACCAACAGACCCUUGUAUACCUUCACCAUGUGGUCCUAACUCACAGUGCCGAGUGUCUGGAGACAGUCCGUCAUGUUCAUGUCUGCCAGAGUUCAUCGGAACACCUCCCAACUGUCGCCCUGAGUGUGUCAGCAACAGUGAAUGUGCCUCCAACCUGGCCUGUAUCAACCAGAAGUGCAGAGAUCCUUGUCCUGGCACUUGUGGAGCCAAUGCUAUGUGCAGAGUUGUCAGCCAUACUCCACAGUGUGUCUGUAUUGUUGGCUACAUAGGAGACCCUUUCACACAAUGCAUUUUGCAACAAGCUGAACCAAUCCAAGAAGUAGCAACACCUUGUACUCCUUCACCUUGUGGAUCAAACGCUCAAUGCAGAGAACAGAACAGUGCUGGAGCCUGCACUUGUCUGCCAGAUUACAUCGGCAACCCUUACGAAGGCUGUCGACCUGAGUGUACCUUGAACACUGACUGUGCCUCCAACAGAGCUUGUAUCCGCAACAAAUGUCAGGACCCUUGCCCUGGAACUUGUGGACAGAACGCCGACUGUCAGGUUGUCAACCACUUGCCAUUGUGCACCUGUCGUCCUGGUUUCACUGGGGAUCCGUUCCGCUUCUGCAAUGUUAUGCCUCCUCCUCCAGCUAUCCAAGCAGAGCCAAUCAAUCCUUGUGUGCCUUCACCAUGUGGACCCAACAGUCAAUGCAGGGAAGUUAAUGGACAAGCUGUGUGCUCGUGUCUGCCAACAUACAUAGGCCAGCCUCCAGGCUGCAGACCAGAGUGUGUUGUGAGCAGUGAGUGUCCGGCCAACAGAGCCUGUGUCAACCAGAAAUGUGUGGACCCUUGUCCUGGCACUUGUGGACAGAACGCCAGGUGUCAAGUCAUCAACCACAGUCCCAUCUGCAGCUGCAACUCUGGAUUCACUGGAGAUCCUUUCUCAAGAUGUUUCCCUAUUCCACCACCUCCACCUCCACCAGCUGAUCCAAUUAUCAGAGACCCUUGUGUACCAUCACCUUGUGGUCCAUUCUCUCAGUGCAGAGAUAUUGGAGGAACACCUUCCUGCUCAUGCCUGCCUACAUACAUUGGAUCUCCACCAAACUGUAGACCAGAGUGUACCAUCAACCAAGACUGUCCCAGUAACCAAGCCUGUAUGAGAGAGAAGUGCCGAGACCCGUGUCCAGGGUCUUGUGGAGCUGGAGCCCAGUGUAGUGUCAUCAACCACACUCCGAUCUGCACUUGUCCUGAGGGAUUCACAGGAGAUCCGUUUACCAAUUGCUUCCCCAAACCUCCUGAACCACCUCCAACUCAAGCCAGUGAUCCAUGCAAUCCAUCUCCAUGUGGUCCAAACGCUCAGUGUGCUGAUGGAAUCUGUACCUGUCUGCCUGAAUUCCAAGGAGACCCAUACUCUGGUUGUAGACCAGAAUGUGUCCUCAACACUGAUUGUCCAAGAGAUCGAGCCUGCAUCCGUAACAAGUGUCAAGAUCCUUGUCCUGGAACUUGUGGCCAGAAUGCUGUGUGUCAAGUGAUAAACCACAUUCCAAUGUGCAGCUGUCCGCCUGGAAUGAGCGGAAAUCCAUUUGUAGAUUGUCGUCCAAUGCAAGCUCCUGUUGUGACACAGCCAUGCAACCCAUCACCUUGUGGACCCAACAGUCAGUGCAGAGAAGUGAACGGACAAGCUGUGUGUUCCUGUGUGCCCGGCUACAUAGGCAGUCCUCCCACCUGCAGGCCUGAAUGUGUGGUCAACUCAGACUGUCCUCUCAACCAAGCAUGCUCCAACCAGAAGUGUAGAGAUCCUUGUCCAGGAACCUGUGGGGUUGGUGCCAGAUGUCAAGUCAUCAACCACAACCCCAUCUGCAGUUGUCCCACUGGCUUUACUGGGGAUCCGUUCUUAAGAUGCCAGCCUAUCCCUCCACCCCAGCAGUCUCCACCAACAGACCCUUGUAUACCUUCACCAUGUGGUCCUAACUCACAGUGCCGAGUGUCUGGAGAUAGUCCGUCAUGUUCAUGUCUGCCAGAGUUCAUCGGAACACCUCCCAACUGUCGCCCUGAGUGUGUCAGCAACAGUGAAUGUGCCUCCAACCUGGCCUGUAUCAACCAGAAGUGCAGAGAUCCUUGUCCUGGCACUUGUGGAGCCAAUGCUAUGUGCAGAGUUGUCAGCCAUACUCCACAGUGUGUCUGUAUUUUUGGCUACAUAGGAGACCCUUUCACACAAUGCAUUUUGCAACAAGAUGUACCAAUCCAAGAAGUAGCAACACCUUGUACUCCUUCACCUUGUGGAUCAAACGCUCAAUGCAGAGAACAGAACGGUGCUGGAGCCUGCACUUGUCUGCCAGAUUACAUCGGCAACCCUUACGAAGGCUGUCGACCUGAGUGUACCUUGAACACUGACUGUGCCUCCAACAGAGCUUGUAUCCGCAACAAAUGUCAGGACCCUUGCCCUGGAACUUGUGGACAGAACGCCGACUGUCAGGUUGUCAACCACUUGCCAUUGUGCACCUGUCGUCCUGGUUUCACUGGGGAUCCGUUCCGCUUCUGCAGUAUUAUGCCUCCUCCUCCAGCCAUCCAAGCAGAGCCAUUGAACCCUUGUGUGCCUUCACCAUGUGGACCCAACAGUCAAUGCAGGGAAGUUAAUGGACAAGCUGUGUGCUCGUGUUUGCCAACAUACAUAGGCCAGCCUCCAGGCUGCAGACCAGAGUGUGUUGUGAGCAGUGAGUGUCCGGCCAACAGAGCCUGUGUCAACCAGAAAUGUGUGGACCCUUGUCCUGGCACUUGUGGACAGAACGCCAGGUGUCAAGUCAUCAACCACAGUCCCAUCUGCAGCUGCAACUCUGGCUUCACUGGAGAUCCUUUCUCAAGAUGUUUCCCUAUACCACAACCUCCACCUCCACCAGCUGAUCCGAUCAUCAGAGACCCGUGUGUCCCAUCACCUUGUGGUCCAUUCUCUCAGUGCAGAGAUAUUGGAGGAACACCAUCCUGCUCUUGCCUGCCUACAUACAUUGGAUCUCCACCAAACUGUAGACCAGAGUGUACCAUCAACCAAGACUGUCCCAGCAACCAAGCCUGUAUGAGAGAGAAGUGCCGAGACCCGUGUCCAGGGUCUUGUGGAGCUGGAGCCCAGUGUAGUGUCAUCAACCACACUCCGAUCUGCACUUGUCCUGAGGGAUUCACAGGAGAUCCGUUUACCAAUUGCUUCCCCAAACCUCCUGAACCACCUCCAACUCAAGCCAGUGAUCCAUGCAAUCCAUCUCCAUGUGGUCCAAAUGCUCAGUGUGCUGAUGGAAUCUGUACCUGUCUGCCUGAAUUCCAAGGAGACCCAUACUCUGGUUGUAGACCAGAAUGUGUCCUCAACACUGAUUGUCCAAGAGAUCGAGCCUGCAUCCGUAACAAGUGUCAAGAUCCUUGUCCUGGAACUUGUGGCCAGAAUGCUGUGUGUCAAGUGAUAAACCACAUUCCAAUGUGCAGCUGUCCUCCUGGCAUGAGUGGAAAUCCAUUUGUAGACUGUCGGCCAAUGCAAGCUCCUGUUGUGACACAGCCAUGCAACCCAUCACCUUGUGGAUCCAACAGUCAGUGCAGAGAAGUGAACGGACAAGCUGUGUGUUCCUGUGUGCCCGGCUACAUAGGUAGUCCUCCCACCUGCAGGCCUGAAUGUGUGGUCAACUCAGACUGUCCUCUCAACCAAGCCUGCUCCAACCAGAAGUGUAGAGAUCCUUGUCCAGGAACAUGUGGUGUUGGUGCCAGAUGUCAAGUCAUCAACCACAACCCCAUCUGCACUUGUCCGCCACGCUUCACCGGCGAUCCCUUCAAUAGGUGUACUCAAUUAGUGAUUUCACAAUCUCCAUCUUCACCACAAGAUCCAUGUCAGCCAUCACCAUGUGGUCCAAACUCACAGUGUCGAGUGUCUGGAGACAGUCCGUCAUGUUCAUGUCUGCCAGAGUUCAUCGGAACACCUCCCAACUGUCGCCCUGAGUGUGUCAGCAACAGUGAAUGUGCCUCCAACCUGGCCUGUAUCAACCAGAAGUGCAGAGAUCCUUGUCCUGGCACUUGUGGAGCCAAUGCUAUGUGCAGAGUUGUCAGCCAUACUCCACAGUGUGUCUGUAUUGUUGGCUACAUAGGAGACCCUUUCACACAAUGCAUUUUGCAACAAGCUGAACCAAUCCAAGAAGUAGCAACACCUUGUACUCCUUCACCUUGUGGAUCAAACGCUCAAUGCAGAGAACAGAACGGUGCUGGAGCCUGCACUUGUCUGCCAGAUUACAUCGGCAACCCUUACGAAGGCUGUCGACCUGAGUGUACCUUGAACACUGACUGUGCCUCCAACAGAGCUUGUAUCCGCAACAAAUGUCAGGACCCUUGCCCUGGAACUUGUGGACAGAAUGCCGACUGUCAGGUUGUCAACCACUUGCCAUUGUGCACCUGUCGUCCUGGUUUCACUGGGGAUCCGUUCCGCUUCUGCAACGUCAUUCCACCUCCUCCAGCUAUCCAAGCAGAGCCAUUGAACCCUUGUGUGCCUUCACCAUGUGGACCCAACAGUCAAUGCAGGGAAGUGAAUGGACAAGCUGUGUGCUCGUGUCUGCCAACAUACAUAGGCCAGCCUCCAGGCUGCAGACCAGAGUGUGUUGUGAGCAGUGAGUGUCCGGCCAACAGAGCCUGUGUCAACCAGAAAUGUGUGGACCCUUGUCCUGGCACUUGUGGACAGAACGCCAGGUGUCAAGUCAUCAACCACAGUCCCAUCUGCAGCUGCAACUCUGGCUUCACUGGAGAUCCUUUCUCAAGAUGUUUCCCGAUUCCACCACCUCCACCUCCACCAGCUGAUCCAAUUAUCAGAGACCCGUGUGUCCCAUCACCUUGUGGUCCAUUCUCUCAGUGCAGAGAUAUUGGAGGAACACCAUCCUGCUCUUGCCUGCCUACAUACAUUGGAUCUCCACCAAUCUGUAGACCAGAGUGUACCAUCAACCAAGACUGUCCCAGCAACCAAGCCUGUAUGAGAGAGAAGUGCCGAGACCCGUGUCCAGGGUCUUGUGGAGCUGGAGCCCAGUGUAGUGUCAUCAACCACACUCCGAUCUGCACUUGUCCUGAGGGAUUCACAGGAGAUCCGUUUACCAAUUGCUUCCCCAAACCUCCUGAACCACCUCCAACUCAAGCCAGUGAUCCAUGCAAUCCAUCUCCAUGUGGUCCAAAUGCUCAGUGUGCUGAUGGAAUCUGUACCUGUCUGCCUGAAUUCCAAGGAGACCCAUACUCUGGUUGUAGACCAGAAUGUGUCCUCAACACUGAUUGUCCAAGAGAUCGAGCCUGCAUCCGUAACAAGUGUCAAGAUCCUUGCCCUGGAACUUGUGGGCAAGGAGCUCGAUGUGAUGUCAUUAACCACAUACCAAUGUGUACAUGCCCAUCUGGAUUGACGGGAAGCCCAUUCUUCCAGUGUGUGCCUUUUGAAUCUCCUGUUGUGACACAACCAUGCAACCCAUCACCUUGUGGACCCAACAGUCAGUGCAGAGAAGUGAACGGACAAGCUGUGUGUUCCUGUGUGCCCGGCUACAUAGGUAGUCCUCCCACCUGCAGGCCUGAAUGUGUGGUCAACUCAGACUGUCCUCUCAACCAAGCCUGCUCCAACCAGAAGUGUAGAGAUCCUUGUCCAGGAACCUGUGGUGUUGGUGCCAGAUGUCAAGUCAUCAACCACAACCCCAUCUGCAGCUGUCCCACUGGCUUUACUGGGGAUCCGUUCUUAAGAUGCCAACCUAUCCCUCCACCCCAGCAGUCUCCACCAACAGACCCUUGUAUACCUUCACCAUGUGGUCCAAACUCACAGUGCCGAGUGUCUGGAGACAGUCCGUCAUGUUCAUGUCUGCCAGAGUUCAUCGGAACACCUCCCAACUGUCGCCCUGAGUGUGUCAGCAACAGUGAAUGUGCCUCCAACCUGGCCUGUAUUAACCAGAAGUGCAGAGAUCCUUGUCCUGGCACUUGUGGAGCCAAUGCUAUGUGCAGAGUUGUCAGCCAUAGUCCUCAGUGUCUCUGCAUUGAAGGAUUUACUGGAAACCCAUUCAUAGGGUGUUCCGUUGUACAGUCAAUUCCACAAGAAGUCAUAACACCUUGUACUCCUUCACCUUGUGGAUCAAACGCUCAAUGCAGAGAACAGAACGGUGCUGGAGCCUGCACUUGUCUGCCAGAUUACAUCGGCAACCCUUACGAAGGCUGUCGACCUGAGUGUACCUUGAACACUGACUGUGCCUCCAACAGAGCUUGUAUCCGCAACAAAUGUCAGGACCCUUGCCCUGGAACUUGUGGACAGAACGCCGACUGUCAGGUUGUCAACCACUUACCAUUGUGCACCUGUCGUCCUGGUUUCACUGGGGAUCCAUUCCGCUUCUGCAAUGUCCUUCCACCUCAAGCUCCUGUCCAAGCAGAGCCAGUGAACCCUUGUGUGCCUUCACCAUGUGGACCCAACAGUCAAUGCAGGGAAGUUAAUGGACAAGCUGUGUGCUCGUGUCUGCCAACAUACAUAGGCCAGCCUCCAGGCUGCAGACCAGAGUGUGUUGUGAGCAGUGAGUGUCCGGCCAACAGAGCCUGUGUUAACCAGAAAUGUGUGGACCCUUGUCCUGGCACUUGUGGACAGAACGCCAGGUGUCAAGUCAUCAACCACAGUCCCAUCUGCAGCUGCAACUCUGGCUUCACUGGAGAUCCUUUCUCAAGAUGUUUUCCAAUACCUCCUCCGACACCCCAGCAGGCACCUCCAGUAUAUGUCAACCCGUGUGUCCCAUCACCUUGUGGUCCGUUCUCUCAGUGCAGAGACAUUGGAGGAACACCAUCCUGUUCUUGCCUGCCUACAUACAUUGGAUCUCCACCAAACUGUAGACCAGAGUGUACCAUCAACCAAGACUGUCCCAGCAACCAAGCCUGUAUGAGAGAGAAGUGCCGAGACCCGUGUCCAGGGUCUUGUGGAGCUGGAGCCCAGUGUAGUGUCAUCAACCACACUCCGAUCUGCACUUGUCCUGAGGGAUUCACAGGAGAUCCGUUUACCAAUUGCUUCCCCAAACCUCCUGAACCACCUCCAACUCAAGCCAGUGAUCCAUGCAAUCCAUCUCCAUGUGGUCCAAAUGCUCAGUGUGCUGAUGGAAUAUGUACAUGUCUGCCUGAAUUCCAAGGAGACCCAUACUCUGGUUGUAGACCAGAAUGUGUCCUCAACACUGAUUGUCCAAGAGAUCGAGCCUGCAUCCGCAACAAAUGUAAAGAUCCUUGUCCUGGAACUUGUGGCCAAGGAGCUCAAUGUGAUGUAAUUAACCACAUUCCUGUCUGCAGUUGCCCUCAAGGAAUGUCUGGAAAUCCCUUUGUCCAAUGUCAACCUAUGCAAGCUCCUCCAGUUACUCAGCCAUGCAACCCUUCUCCUUGUGGACCUUUCAGUCAGUGCAGAGAAGUGAACGGACAAGCUGUGUGUUCCUGUGUGCCCGGGUACAUAGGCAGUCCUCCGGCUUGUAGACCAGAAUGUGUGGUGAACACUGAUUGUAACCUCAACCAAGCAUGCUCCAACCAGAAGUGUAGAGAUCCUUGUCCAGGAACCUGUGGGGUUGGUGCCAGAUGUCAAGUCAUUAACCACAACCCCAUCUGCAGCUGCCCCACUGGCUUUACUGGGGAUCCGUUCUUAAGAUGCCAACCUAUUCCUCCACCCCAGCAGUCUCCACCAACAGACCCUUGUAUACCUUCACCAUGUGGUCCUAACUCACAGUGCCGAGUGUCUGGAGACAGUCCGUCAUGUUCAUGUCUGCCAGAGUUCAUCGGAACACCUCCCAACUGUCGCCCUGAGUGUGUCAGCAACAGUGAAUGUGCCUCCAACCUGGCCUGUAUCAACCAGAAGUGCAGAGAUCCUUGUCCUGGCACUUGUGGAGCCAACGCAGAAUGCCGGAUCGUCAGUCAUUCGCCACAAUGUGUCUGCAUAGUUGGCUAUACUGGAGACCCAUUCCGUUUAUGCAACCUCCAACAAGCUGAACCAAUCCUUCAAGAGAGGCCAACACCUUGCAUUCCAUCACCUUGUGGAUCAAACGCUCAAUGCAGAGAACAGAACGGUGCUGGAGCUUGCACUUGUCUGCCAGAUUACAUCGGCAACCCUUACGAAGGCUGUCGACCUGAGUGUACCUUGAACACUGACUGUGCCUCCAACAGAGCUUGUAUCCGCAACAAAUGUCAGGACCCUUGCCCUGGAACUUGUGGCCAGAACGCCGACUGUCAGGUUGUCAACCACUUGCCAUUGUGCACCUGUCGUCCUGGUUUCACUGGGGAUCCAUUCCGCUUCUGCAAUGUCAUUCCACCUCAAGCUCCUGUCCAAGCAGAGCCAGUGAACCCUUGUGUGCCUUCACCAUGUGGACCCAACAGUCAAUGCAGGGAAGUGAAUGGACAAGCUGUGUGCUCGUGUCUGCCAACAUACAUAGGCCAGCCUCCAGGCUGCAGACCAGAGUGUGUUGUGAGCAGUGAGUGUCCGGCCAACAGAGCCUGUGUUAACCAGAAAUGUGUGGACCCUUGUCCUGGCACUUGUGGACAGAACGCCAGGUGUCAAGUCAUCAACCACAGUCCCAUUUGCAGCUGCAACUCUGGCUUCACUGGAGAUCCUUUCUCAAGAUGUUUCCCGAUUCCACCACCUCCACCUCCACCAGCUGAUCCAAUUAUCAGAGACCCGUGUGUCCCAUCACCUUGUGGUCCAUUCUCUCAGUGCAGAGAUAUUGGAGGAACACCAUCCUGCUCUUGCCUGCCUACAUACAUUGGAUCUCCACCAAACUGUAGACCAGAGUGUACCAUCAACCAAGACUGUCCCAGCAACCAAGCCUGUAUGAGAGAGAAGUGCCGAGACCCGUGUCCAGGGUCUUGUGGAGCUGGAGCCCAGUGUAGUGUCAUCAACCACACUCCGAUCUGCACUUGUCCUGAGGGAUUCACAGGAGAUCCGUUUACCAAUUGCUUCCCCAAACCUCCUGAACCACCUCCAACUCAAGCCAGUGAUCCAUGCAAUCCAUCUCCAUGUGGUCCAAAUGCUCAGUGUGCUGAUGGAAUCUGUACCUGUCUGCCUGAAUUCCAAGGAGACCCAUACUCUGGUUGUAGACCAGAAUGUGUCCUCAACACUGAUUGUCCAAGAGAUCGAGCCUGCAUCCGCAACAAAUGUCAAGAUCCUUGUCCUGGAACUUGUGGCCAGAAUGCUGUGUGUCAAGUGAUAAACCACAUUCCAAUGUGCAGCUGUCCUCCUGGCAUGAGUGGAAAUCCAUUUGUAGACUGUCGGCCAAUGCAAGCUCCUGUUGUGACACAGCCAUGCAACCCAUCACCUUGUGGACCCAACAGUCAGUGCAGAGAAGUGAACGGACAAGCUGUGUGUUCCUGUGUGCCCGGCUACAUAGGUAGUCCUCCCACCUGCAGGCCUGAAUGUGUGGUCAACUCAGACUGUCCUCUCAACCAAGCCUGCUCCAACCAGAAGUGUAGAGAUCCUUGUCCAGGAACCUGUGGUGUUGGUGCCAGAUGUCAAGUCAUUAACCACAACCCCAUCUGCAGCUGUCCCACUGGCUUUACUGGGGAUCCGUUCUUAAGAUGCCAACCUAUUCCUCCACCCCAGCAGUCUCCACCAACAGACCCUUGUAUACCUUCACCAUGUGGUCCAAACUCACAGUGUCGAGUGUCUGGAGACAGUCCGUCAUGUUCAUGUCUGCCAGAGUUCAUCGGAACACCUCCCAACUGUCGCCCUGAGUGUGUCAGCAACAGUGAAUGUGCCUCCAACCUGGCCUGUAUCAACCAGAAGUGCAGAGAUCCUUGUCCUGGCACUUGUGGAGCCAAUGCUAUGUGCAGAGUUGUCAGCCAUACUCCACAGUGUGUCUGUAUUGUUGGCUACACCGGUGAUCCAUUUUUGCAAUGUAUCCUACAGCAAGCUGAACCAAUCCAAGAGGUAGCAACACCUUGUACUCCUUCGCCUUGUGGAUCAAACGCUCAAUGCAGAGAACAGAACGGUGCUGGAGCCUGCACUUGUCUGCCAGAUUACAUCGGCAACCCUUACGAAGGCUGUCGACCUGAGUGUACCUUGAACACUGACUGUGCCUCCAACAGAGCUUGUAUCCGCAACAAAUGUCAGGACCCUUGCCCUGGAACUUGUGGACAGAACGCCGACUGUCAGGUUGUCAACCACUUGCCAUUGUGCACCUGUCGUCCUGGUUUCACUGGGGAUCCGUUCCGCUUCUGCAAUGUCAUUCCACCUCAAGCUCCUGUCCAAGCAGAGCCAGUGAACCCUUGUGUGCCUUCACCAUGUGGACCCAACAGUCAAUGCAGGGAAGUGAAUGGACAAGCUGUGUGCUCGUGUCUGCCAACAUACAUAGGCCAGCCUCCAGGCUGCAGACCAGAGUGUGUUGUGAGCAGUGAGUGUCCGGCCAACAGAGCCUGUGUCAACCAGAAAUGUGUGGACCCUUGUCCUGGCACUUGUGGACAGAACGCCAGGUGUCAAGUCAUCAACCACAGUCCCAUCUGCAGCUGCAACUCUGGCUUCACUGGAGAUCCUUUCUCAAGAUGUUUCCCGAUUCCACCACCUCCACCUCUACCAGCUGAUCCAAUUAUCAGAGAUCCGUGUGUACCAUCACCUUGUGGUCCAUUCUCUCAGUGCAGAGACAUUGGAGGAACACCAUCCUGUUCUUGCCUGCCUACAUACAUUGGAUCUCCACCAAACUGUAGACCAGAGUGUACCAUCAACCAAGACUGUCCCAGCAACCAAGCCUGUAUGAGAGAGAAGUGCCGAGACCCGUGUCCAGGGUCUUGUGGAGCUGGAGCCCAGUGUAGUGUCAUCAACCACACUCCGAUCUGCACUUGUCCUGAGGGAUUCACAGGAGAUCCGUUUACCAAUUGCUUCCCCAAACCUCCUGAACCACCUCCAACUCAAGCCAGUGAUCCAUGCAAUCCAUCUCCAUGUGGUCCAAAUGCUCAGUGUGCUAAUGGAAUCUGUACCUGUCUGCCUGAAUUCCAAGGAGACCCAUACUCUGGUUGUAGACCAGAAUGUGUCCUCAACACUGAUUGUCCAAGAGAUCGAGCCUGCAUCCGCAACAAGUGCCAAGAUCCCUGUCCUGGAACUUGUGGGCAAGGAGCUCAAUGUGAUGUAAUUAACCACAUUCCUGUCUGCAGUUGCCCUCAAGGAAUGUCUGGAAAUCCCUUUGUCCAAUGUCAAACCAUGCAAGCUCCUCCAGUUACUCAGCCAUGCAACCCUUCUCCUUGUGGACCUUUCAGUCAGUGCAGAGAAGUGAACGGACAAGCUGUGUGUUCCUGUGUGCCCGGGUACAUAGGCAGUCCUCCGGCUUGUAGACCAGAAUGUGUGGUGAACACUGAUUGUAACCUCAACCAAGCAUGCUCCAACCAGAAGUGUAGAGAUCCUUGUCCAGGAACCUGUGGGGUUGGUGCCAGAUGUCAAGUCAUUAACCACAACCCCAUCUGCAGCUGCCCCACUGGCUUUACUGGGGAUCCGUUCUUAAGAUGCCAACCUAUUCCUCCACCCCAGCAGUCUCCACCAACAGACCCUUGUAUACCUUCACCAUGUGGUCCUAACUCACAGUGCCGAGUGUCUGGAGACAGUCCGUCAUGUUCAUGUCUGCCAGAGUUCAUCGGAACACCUCCCAACUGUCGCCCUGAGUGUGUCAGCAACAGUGAAUGUGCCUCCAACCUGGCCUGUAUCAACCAGAAGUGCAGAGAUCCUUGUCCUGGCACUUGUGGAGCCAAUGCUAUGUGCAGAGUUGUCAGCCAUACUCCACAAUGUGUCUGCAUAGUUGGCUAUACUGGAGACCCAUUCCGUUUAUGCAACCUCCAACAAGCUGAGCCUGUAAAUGAAGUCAUAACACCUUGUACUCCUUCACCUUGUGGAUCAAACGCUCAAUGCAGAGAACAGAACGGUGCUGGAGCCUGCACUUGUCUGCCAGAUUACAUCGGCAACCCUUACGAAGGCUGUCGACCUGAGUGUACCUUGAACACUGACUGUGCCUCCAACAGAGCUUGUAUCCGCAACAAAUGUCAGGACCCUUGCCCUGGAACUUGUGGCCAGAACGCCGACUGUCAGGUUGUCAACCACUUGCCAUUGUGCACCUGUCGUCCUGGUUUCACUGGGGAUCCGUUCCGCUUCUGCAAUGUCAUUCCACCUCAAGCUGCUGUCCAAGCAGAGCCAGUGAACCCUUGUGUGCCUUCACCAUGUGGACCCAACAGUCAAUGCAGGGAAGUGAAUGGACAAGCUGUGUGCUCGUGUCUGCCAACAUACAUAGGCCAGCCUCCAGGCUGCAGACCAGAGUGUGUUGUGAGCAGUGAGUGUCCGGCCAACAGAGCCUGUGUCAACCAGAAAUGUGUGGACCCUUGUCCUGGCACUUGUGGACAGAACGCCAGGUGUCAAGUCAUCAACCACAGUCCCAUCUGCAGCUGCAACUCUGGCUUCACUGGAGAUCCUUUCUCAAGAUGUUUCCCGAUUCCACCACCUCCACCUCUACCAGCUGAUCCAAUUAUCAGAGAUCCGUGUGUACCAUCACCUUGUGGUCCAUUCUCUCAGUGCAGAGAUAUUGGAGGAACACCAUCCUGCUCUUGCCUGCCUACAUACAUUGGAUCUCCACCAAACUGUAGACCAGAGUGUACCAUCAACCAAGACUGUCCCAGCAACCAAGCCUGUAUGAGAGAGAAGUGCCGAGACCCGUGUCCAGGGUCUUGUGGAGCUGGAGCCCAGUGUAGUGUCAUCAACCACACUCCGAUCUGCACUUGUCCUGAGGGAUUCACAGGAGAUCCGUUUACCAAUUGCUUCCCCAAACCUCCUGAACCACCUCCAACUCAAGCCAGUGAUCCAUGCAAUCCAUCUCCAUGUGGUCCAAAUGCUCAGUGUGCUGAUGGAAUCUGUACCUGUCUGCCUGAAUUCCAAGGAGACCCAUACUCUGGUUGUAGACCAGAAUGUGUCCUCAACUCUGAUUGUCCAAGAGAUCGAGCCUGCAUCCGCAACAAGUGUCAAGAUCCUUGUCCUGGAACUUGUGGCCAGAAUGCUGUGUGUCAAGUGAUAAACCACAUUCCAAUGUGCACUUGUCCUGAUGGCAUGCAAGGCAAUCCUUUUAUUGAUUGUCGACCAAUGCAAGCUCCAGUGGUAACUCAACCUUGUGUCCCGUCACCGUGCGGCCCCAACAGUCAGUGUCGGGAGAUCAACGGCCAAGCAGUAUGCUCUUGUCUACCAGGCUUCAUCAGCACUCCACCCAUGUGCAGGCCCGAGUGUGUCGGCAGUUCUGAGUGUGCUCUCAAUGAGGCUUGUAUCAAUCAACACUGCACCGACCCUUGUCCCGGCACUUGUGGUCUGGCUGCCCAGUGUCAGGUCAUCAACCAUAACCCUAUAUGCAGCUGCCCUGCACCACUCAUUGGCAACCCAUUUUCCAGAUGCUAUCCUAGACCGGCAGAUCCCAUUCCCACAUCACCGGCUGCUCCAUCCGAUCCCUGCUUCCCCUCACCCUGUGGACCGUUCAGCACGUGUGUCGCCACCUCUGCGGGCUCCCCCUCCUGUAGUUGUCUCCCCGGAUACAUCAACUCUCCGCCCAACUGUCGCCCUGAGUGUGUUGCCAACAGUGAUUGCUCUUCACAGCUCGCUUGCAUCAACCAGAAGUGUCGCGAUCCUUGUCCGGGCUCCUGUGGCGUCAAUGCCGAGUGUCGCGUCGUCAUGCACACACCCAACUGUGUCUGUGUGAGAGAUUAUGUCGGUGAUCCCUUCACGAUCUGCAACCCACGACCAUCUGAACCCCCCACUGCUGCAACUCCCACUGAUCCUUGUUACCCCUCCCCCUGUGGCAUCAACGCCCGCUGCCGGGUAGAGAACAACUACGCAGUGUGUGAAUGUCUACCCGAGUUCCAAGGCAACCCUUACGAAGGCUGUCGUCCAGAGUGUCUGGUGAGCUCAGACUGUCCUAUGAACAAAGCCUGUAUCAACACCAAGUGUCGGGACCCUUGUCCUGGUACUUGCGGAGUCUCCGCUAUCUGUACUGUCUCCAACCACAUCCCCAUCUGCUCAUGUCCCAACGGGUUCACAGGAGACGCUUUCAGAGUGUGCACACCAGUACCGCUCAAAGAAGCAUCACCAACCGACCCUUGUGUUCCAUCGCCGUGUGGCCCCAAUACGGUGUGCCGCAAUGCAAAUGGUGUGGCUGUGUGUGAGUGUAUCCCUGGGUUCUUCGGCUCGCCUAGUACAUCAGGCUGUCGUCCAGAGUGUGUGAUCAACGCAGACUGUGCUCGUAACCUCGCGUGUGUCAACAACAAGUGUGUAGACCCGUGUCCAGGUGUGUGUGGCUUCAGAGCUACGUGUCACGUUAUCAACCACAGUCCCGUUUGUAGCUGUCCACCACCUCUCGUCGGAGAUCCGUUUACCGAGUGUAAAAAUCUACCACCACCACCGUCAGAUCCUUGCAACCCUUCACCAUGUGGUUAUAACGGCCAGUGCCGAGUUGUGAAUGGUGCCGCGAGCUGUAUUUACCCAGAAUGCAUCAUUAACCAAGACUGUCCUCGGGACAAGGCUUGUUUCAACCAGCGAUGUCGUGAUCCAUGUGUGGAUGCUUGCGGUCUCAAUGCUAUCUGCCAGGUAGUCAACCAUAACGCCGUGUGUUCAUGUCCGCCUGGGUAUGUGGGCGAGCCGAGACUGCAGUGCACUGUCAGAGUGGUCGAACAAGCCCCCAAGCCAGAAUGUCUCUCAGACUCGGAGUGCACCAAUGACAAGGCCUGUAUCAACGAGAUGUGCCGCAACCCUUGCGCUGAGUCAAAUGUUUGUGCUGCUAACGCACAGUGUCAUGUACAGCUACAUCGACCUCUGUGUGUGUGCAGGGACGGGCUCACUGGCAAUGCCCAGCUGCAGUGCUAUGAGAUUGGGUGUCGAAGUGACUCAGAGUGUCCACCGACACAGGCUUGUGUCAACCGAGAGUGUGUGAACCCUUGUGCCUACACGCAAUGUGGAGUCAACGCCGAGUGUCAUGUGGAUGCUGGGGCUCGUGCUCGCUGUCAAUGCCUGCCGCAGUACUACGGUGACCCGCAGGUCCGCUGCGACCGACCCCAGUGUCUGACUGAUGCCGAGUGUCCGUCACACCUCACCUGUCGAGACCAGAGAUGUCAGGACCCAUGCGACUGUGCCCCUAGUGCUCAAUGCAACGUGAUCAACCACCGAGCAACAUGCAGAUGUCCUCCAGGAUAUGUUGGUGAUCCUCAUGCCAACUGUGCAAUAGCACCUAUGGACAUCCCGCCACAGUGUCGCAUGGACGCUGACUGUGCCAGCAAGCUGGCCUGUUUCAGCGGAUCAUGCCGUAACCCUUGCGCCGAGACUCAUCCUUGUGGUGCCAAUGCCGAGUGUAUGGUAGUCGACUCUCUGCCUCUUCGAACCAUGAGCUGCAUGUGUCUGCCGGGAUAUGUAGGCGACGCCGACGUAGAGUGCAAACUGGCCCCAACAGAUCAGCCGGGCUGCAAGUCUGAUGACGAAUGUCCCAUCACAGACACUUGUCUCAACAGAAGAUGUGUCAACCCCUGUGCUGUUACCAGCCCUUGUGCUUCCAAUGCCUUGUGUGAGGCCACCAACCAUCGAGCCAACUGCAAAUGUCCACCAGGACAGAUUGGCAAUGCUUUUGUCAACUGCUACAAGGAGCCGGUGGCAUCGCCUGAGUGUACUGCAGACUCUGAAUGUGCCAGUCACCUGGCUUGUGUCAACCAACGCUGCCAGAACCCUUGUGUUGUUGCUGACCCCUGUGGUCUCAACGCUGAGUGUGCCGUCAGCAGCCACCGCGCUGUCUGCAACUGUCCCAACGGAUGGGCCGGCAACCCACAAGUCCAAUGCUAUAAACCUGAGUGCAAGGUAGACUCCGAUUGUCUGUAUGACAAGGCAUGUGUUGGAGGAAGCUGUGCGUCUCCUUGUUUAUCAAUGUCCUGUGGUCGAGGAGCAGAGUGCAAGGUGACGUCGCCACAUCGAGGCACUUGCGUUUGUCCGGCAGGUACACAGGGUAACCCCAUGUUGUCGUGUGUGAGUGUCGUAUGUCAGUACAACGAAGACUGUGCGGACCACGAGGCGUGUGAUCGUCUUAACCGUGUGUGUCGCCCUGUAUGUGAGAGUGACACCUGUGCCGAUACUGCUAUAUGCUCUUCCAAGAAUCAUCAGCCCACCUGCACCUGUCCUCCGGGCACUCGAGGCAACGCUUACAUCGCUUGUGAACGAGAGGAUGAAAUUCGAAGACCAAUCAAGGCAGAAUGUGAGACAGAUGCAGACUGCCCGUCACGUUUGGCUUGCAUCAAUGAUCGUUGUGGCGACCCUUGUCGUUCAGCGUCUAUGUGCUCGCCAGACCAAGAGUGUAGAGUUCAAGACACACUACCACUGCGAACUGUCUACUGCCAAUGUCCAUCAGACACAGUGCCAGACUAUGACGGAAGGUGCAAAGCCAUCGCCCGACCGGUGCCACAGUGCCGUGUGGAUACAGACUGCUCGGACCCAGAGCGUUGUGUGCGAGGCAGCUGUAUGGAGGCUUGUAGAGUCGACCCAUGCGGCCUCAACGCCAUCUGUAUGUCUCAGUCCCACACAGCUGUGUGCUCCUGCCCACCUGGCUUUGUCGGCAACCCACAUUUGGAGUGUACUUUCUCACCAUCACAAACUCCACUGGUGAUUGUCCCGGAGUGUGUCAGAGAUGACGAGUGUCCCUGGGACCGAUCGUGUGUCAACCAACGCUGUGCUAACCCAUGUGUUGCCGACCACUGUGCUCGAGGAGCUUUCUGCCACGUUGAGAGUCACCAGCCAGUGUGUCGCUGUCCUGCAGGCUUUUUGGGAGAUCCUCGCAUCGAAUGUAGACCUCCGGAUGCAAUCACUGUGGGUUGCAGCUCUAACUCGGACUGUAGCCUGAAGGAGUCGUGUGUCAAUCGUCUCUGUAUCAGUCCCUGCAACUGUGGACCCAACGCAGAGUGCAGAGUGACCAACCACUAUGCAAUCUGCUUCUGCAAGCCUGGCUACUCUGGCAAUCCACAGAUUGGCUGCACAAAACUUGGAUGCGAGUCAGACGAACAGUGCAGUUCAGACAAGAUGUGCUAUAAUGGAGAAUGCAUCAACCCGUGUAUCCUUGGAGACCCUUGCGCUGCCAAUGCGGAAUGCUAUGGCUCUGAACAUCGUGCGUCAUGCAGGUGUCGAACCGGCUACGAGGGUAACCCGCUUGUCCGCUGCGCUCGCAUUGAGUGUCGUGUGGACGCAGAUUGUCCCCAAAACCGAGCUUGUGUCAACCAACAUUGUGUAGACCCGUGUGACAAUCCCAUCAACCCUCCUUGUGCGGCCAAUGCGCUGUGCUAUGUAAGGAACCACUAUGCAGCUUGUCGCUGUCCAGACCAUCUACCCAUGGGCAACCCGAUGGCGUACUGUGAGCGGCGACCUCCAGUCAUGGCCGAGCCCGAGUGUAGACACGACCCUGAGUGUCCAAGUCAACUGGCCUGCAUACGCAACGUUUGUGUCAAUCCUUGCAUUGCACUAUCACCUUGUGCAACGUCAUCUAGAUGCAGUGUCCUGGACACAAUGCCAGUCAGGACCAUGAUCUGUACCUGUCCUGAUGGCUGGGUACCUAACAACGAGGGAGAGUGUCGACCUGUGGUUGUGCCCAUCCCGCCAGGCUGCACAGCUGACACAGACUGUUCCAGCAAUGAGACUUGUAUCAACCGCAUGUGUCGCAAUCCGUGCAACUGCGGAACAAAUACCAAUUGUGUAGUCCAAAACCAUCGUCCAAUUUGCUCAUGUCUGAAUGGCUUUGAAGGAAAUCCUAACAUCGCCUGUAGGACAGUGGGCUGCAGAUCAGACUCUGAGUGUGGAUCCAACAAGGCUUGUGUCAACGGAAUCUGUAUCAACCCGUGUGUGGUCAGCGAUCCUUGUGGCAUCAACGCUGAGUGCUACCCAGUUGGAAGCCGUGCCGAAUGUCGCUGUUUCUCAGGUUACCGUGGCAACCCAUACGAACGGUGUGUUGUUGUGGGGUGCCGUAGCAACAGUGACUGUCCUGACGACCGAGCUUGCAUCAACGCCCAGUGUAUCAACCCAUGCGUGUACGAACAUCCUUGUGCAAGUCAGGCAGAAUGUCUAGUACACAACCAUCUGGCUCUAUGUCGCUGCCCGUCAGGAAUGGUCGGUAAUCCAUACACAACCUGUAGACCAGAAGUCGUCUCAGAGUGCAGAGUAGACGGAGAUUGCCCCUCAGUUUUGGCCUGUUUCAAUGGAAAGUGUAAAGAUCCAUGUGGUGUGUUGGAGCCUUGUAGCAGGCCCUCCAUUUGUCAAGCUACUAAUUCUCUGCCUGUACGCACCAUGAUUUGUAUGUGCCCCGAGGGAUUCAUCUCCAGUGGCUCAGGCAGUUGUAUGCCAGUCCAGCGCACUGACAUCGGGGGAUGUUCGGCUGAUUCUGAGUGUCCAUCUGACAAAGCUUGCCUCAAGGGUCUGUGUAGAGAUCCCUGUAAAUGUGGACCAAAUGCGGAGUGCAGAGUAAGAGACCACAAGCCUGUCUGCUCUUGCUUGCCAGGGUACGAUGGAAAUGCUCAACUCAACUGCAUCAAGACUGAAUGCCAUAGUGAUAGUGACUGUGCCGGUACCCACACCUGUGUCAACCGGCAGUGUGUGCCUGCUUGUGCGUCCGAUGGCAGCUCUUGUGGCACUGGAGCCAUCUGCUACGGUGUUCACCAUCGCGCAGUGUGCCAGUGUCAACCUGGACUGACAGGUGACGCCAACAUCGCUUGUGUUGUCAUCGGUUGUCGCGCAGACUCUGACUGUCCUAGUGACAGAGCCUGUAUCAACGCUUUGUGUGUGUCUCCUUGUGCAGAGAGCAACCCUUGCCAGAAGCCGGCUGAGUGUGUAGUUUAUGAUCACAAAGUCGAUUGUUCCUGCCCACCAGGAUAUGUCGGAGAUCUUGGCAUCGGCUGUGAGAAAGUGGAAGUGACCUGUGUAAGUGACAGUGACUGUCCCUCGCAGACAGCUUGUAUCAACUCUGACUGUGUGAACCCCUGCAACGCCACUGAGCCGUGCGGCCUCAACACUCGCUGCCAGGUGUACGACACUCCGGUGUGGCGCACUAUGGUGUGCGAGUGUCUGCCCGGCUAUCAGGGCAAUGCCGCCGUACGCUGCGACCUUGUGCCACAGUGUGCAGCAGACAAAGGCUACGUGGUAGACGAGGCAGGCAACUGUGUCUGCCCUCCAGGCACUGGACUCAACAACAACGACGAGUGUAUAAGGUGCUUGGAGGAACGAGGACAGAGAGUGGACGAGAGGGGACGCUGUGUAUGUGCUCUUGAGCGAGGAAUGAUCAUAGACGAGCGUGGAAACUGUGUCUGUCCCACAGAGUUUGGGUACAGAUUGCAAAAUGGAAACUGUGUCCCACCACCACCAACUCCUGAAUGUGAGACCAACUCAGACUGCCCAGACCACCGCUACUGUAACCAGGAGACAAAGAAGUGUGAGGACCCUUGUCUGACCAAACGCUGUGGAGUCAACGCUCUGUGUAACGCCACCAGACAUCAGGCUGUGUGUCAGUGUAUCUAUGACUAUGUGGGAGACCCAGAGGUCAUGUGCAACACAACAUCUCAUCUGAGGACAGAUUUCCCCCGCCCUGACAUGGUGGUCAGCUGUUUGUCCGACGGUGUACAAGUGGAGAUACACAUCACUGAGAAGGGCUUCAAUGGUGUACUCUAUGUCAAGGGUCACAGCAAGGACGAGCAAUGUCGUAGAGUCGUCACACUUCCCAUGGACUCACCUCCUCGGACAGAAAUAUUCAAAGUCACCUUUGGCACUUGUGGACUCAUACAUGUCAAUGGUCAAGCUAGUUUUGUACUGGUGAUACAGAAACACCCCAAGCUAGUUACGUACAAGGCGCAAGCAUAUCAUAUCAAGUGUGUCUACUCAACGGGAGAGCAGAACGUUACUCUGGGCUUCAACGUGUCCAUGUUGACAACAGCUGGCACCAUCGCCAACACCGGCCCUCCCCCCACCUGCUCCAUGCGCAUUGUCACUCAUACCGGACAAGAGAUCAACUCUGCUGAGAUAGGAGACAACCUUAUGCUGCAAGUUGAUGUGCAACCUUCAAGUAUUUACGGAGGGUUCGCACGCAGUUGCGUGGCCAAAACGAUGGAAGACAGCGUAGAAAAUGAGUACAUUGUGACAGAUGAGAACGGAUGCGCUACAGACCCGAGUAUAUUCAGUGAGUGGGACUACAACGCUGAGACUCAGUCUUUAUUGGCUGGCUUCAACGCCUUCAAGUUCCCUAGCAGUGACAACAUCCGCUUCCAAUGUAAUAUCCGAGUCUGCUUUGGAAAGUGUCAACCUGUAAACUGUAGAGGUUAUAAUGCCUUUGGCAAAAGAAGGAGGAGAGAAGUUGAUGGCCGUAACAACACGUCCGUGGAAGUGGCUGAAGCUGUCAGUGAAGGUCAACUUAGAGAAGAAAUCACAAUCCAAUCCAAUGCCAUCCUCACCUUUGAAAGGAGGGAGGAGCGAUACACUAGCCCGACAGAAGCUCCAGACAUACAAGAGGUUGAGCCCAUCUGUGUGUCUAUGAUCGGGUUCAUCAUUGCCCUGAUCAUGACGGCGCUGCUGGCCUUAGUGGCAGUGGCAGUCGCAGUGUCGUGCUGGCUCAUCGCGUACCGACGUCGACCCAAAGUGUCCGGACCACUGCCGCAUCCUCCAGAGUUCCCCAACCCUCUGUUCACUACCCCAGAGCCAGUCGCAGAGCCUUCACCAGAUUACCUCUCUUAAGAAACCAAAUUGUAGCCGAAGACGACUUCCUUAGGGAAGAGUGGCCACCUCAUCUCUCUAGUUAGUAAAACUCGACUGAUGCUGCGGCCAACAAAAAUGCGUGUCGGAUUGAAUCGAACAAACGACAAUUAGACUUAAGUCGAUCUGAGAUGCAUUUUACCGAUUGACAUCUCCUCCGUUGGCUUGAAUAACUUUUAACAAAGACUACAAAGGGGUGUUUUUCAUUUCUUUUUCGGUGAAGGCUAUUGUAAAUAGAACUUAGCUGUUGCUUGAUAAUUUACUUACAUUUUGUUUCACGCGAUUCUCCUUCACGUAACUUAUUUUUAAUUAUUGACUUUCUUUACAAUUCUUACAAUCAUGAGCCUUCGGAGGAUUUGUUUUAGAUAGUUAUGGUUUUAUAAAUAAUAUAAAUAAAUAAUUCCUAAUGUCAUGUAAUAUAGUCACGCGGUCUUAUGAUUAUGCGAGUGAAUGUGGUAUGUUUUUAGUUAGGAUUGAAUUUGUUAUUUUUUAUUUCGGUUCUAAUUACAAAUAUACAAGAUGAAUGAUGAGUGCAUCUGUGUUGAUAGUUAUAAAAAUAAUUGUUAAUUUUAUAUACAUACUGUGAUCGAUUUUUUUUAAACUAGACUGUACAAGGAAGUUUAGUUUGCCUAUUAUGUAAAUUAUAUUUAUAAACAACGUUGAAUCGGUUACAGUAUAAGACUGCCAAGCGUUUUAUAUUUAAUGUAGCUUAUAGCUCUAAUGUUGUUAGCAAUUUAAAAAUCAAAGUAAUUUAUUUUAUGGCAGCUGUUGCGGACAAGGAAAUGUGCUCUGAUGUGACGUUUUAGUUUAGUUGGUGUUCGUAAUCGUAGUUUUUGGUGCAAUCAAUGCAUCUUUGCCUAUUUCCUUUUUCCACUGCCAGUACAUAAAUGUGAAGUUUAUAGUCCUUUUUAAUAACUUCUAUCUAAAUUUAGCAAUAACAGUUAUAAAUAAAUUUGUUUAUAAAAAUGUGAUAAUUUGAAUAAUAAAAUAUAAUAAUAUUUAUUUA
Messenger RNA from Macrosteles quadrilineatus (aster leafhopper), 55199 nucleotides. RefSeq lists its product as uncharacterized. Gene Ontology annotation, molecular function: calcium ion binding. The record is from RefSeq and is a predicted model, not a curated record. The coding region runs from base 98 to 54175 and encodes 18025 amino acids. NCBI's taxonomy places the organism in Eukaryota, Metazoa, Arthropoda, Insecta, Hemiptera, Cicadellidae. The transcript has 176 exons.